ACCUUUGUCUUAUUUAAGAUGGCGGCCUAGUGCUCAGUAGUAACGCGGUUAUGGAUUAUUACAUGUCAACAUGUCACUUCUCAGAGUCUGUGCCUUCGCUAAAUGUCUAAACCGUCGCAGUUUAUUUGAAAAGUGUGCUUUUCGCGGGUCUCUCCCGGACUAUUGUCAGCUGUGUGUGUCAUUAAGAAACGGUGCGGUCAGAAGGAUAUCAGGUGAGCUGAAGGAGACUGUCUCUGAUCAACACAAUAAUAAGCAUGUGCAGUGACUCAGAGGUGCACAAGUUCCAACAGUUUGGCUUAACACAUGUGCUAAAUGUGUCGCUGAUGCCAACAUGGACAUAAGUUGUGUUGUAUGUCGGGUAAUUGAGAGAACACACCGGGUUUGUUAUUGAGUGUAGUCUUGAGAUGUUGUGUUUAAGGACACACGUGUUAUGGUUAACGGGGUUCACCGCUGUCCGAUCACUCUGUCCUCGUCAAUAAACAGUAUAAAAUAAUCUUUAACCCCUCUGUUUAGCCAGUUUUAGCCAUACUGUAUGGUAUAUUAGCUCAGAUACGACAUGAAUGAACCUCAAGUUUGUCAUUUUGGAGUAUUUGUCAACCUAAAGUUUAUGCCAAAGUCUCCCACGUUUACAGUUUUGAAUAUUGUCCUGUUGGUUUGGUGAGAAUGUUAAAUUCUUAAUCUGCAAAUCGCUGGGAUAUCUGAAAACUUCUUUUUCCCUCUCCAGAAACUCCUCUGCGUUUUCAGAGAAGCAAUGUUUCAGCCGUCAGACCAAAGACAGAGGAUGGAAAGAAACGUGUGCUGGAACAGAAUCAGCUCUUAGACGGUAUGUUAUUGAAGACAAGCUUCUGCAUUUGUGAGCUCCAUGAAACACAAUUUUCACACUACUUUUCUCACAUAUUUACAAUCUAUUCUUCCAGCCGAAACUGUUUUGUUUACUAUUAACAAAGCAGUCCAACAACGUUUCUAAUGCAGCAAGGGGGCUAGUUGUUUGGAGCACUUAGUGGACGAAAAUAUGAAACAGCAACAUACACACAGCAGCUGUGAUGACCAAUCUAAAAAAUAAGAUAAAAAACCUGCACUUAAUUUACAGUAUUACAUGAGAUUUUGACUGGUGAAUAAAGUAGCUGGAUAACACCAUGAAAGGAUCAGUCUUUCUAACAGGCAGGUAAGCAGGUGACACUGAACAAGGAUCGUAAAGAAUGAGUGGAAAAUGUCCGACAUAAAUCAAAAGAUUUGUGCCUUUCUGGAAAUCUGCUAAUUCAGUGGUUCUCAAGUCCAGUCCUUGAGGCCCACUGUCCUGCAUGUUUUGGAUGUUUCCCUGCUCCAACACACCUGAUUCAAAUGAUCAGCUCGUUAUUAAGCCAUUACAGAGCUUGAUAACGAGCUGAUCAUUUCAAUCAGGUGUGUUGGAGCAGGGAAACAUCCAAAACAUGCAGGACUGGGGGGCUUGAGGACUGGACUUGAGAACCACUGUGUUAGUUAGUUAGUUAGUUAGUUAGUUAGUUAGUUAGUUAGUUAGUUAGUUAGUUAGUUAGUUAGUUAGUUAGUUAGUUAGUUAGUUAGUUAGUUAGUUAGUUAGUUAGUUAGUUAGUUAGUUAGUUAGUUAGUUAGUUAGUUAGUUAGUUAGUUAGUUAGUUAGUUUAUUCCAACAGGUUAAAAGAAAAACAAAAAUAAAUACAAUAUACAAUGUGCUUUGGCAGAAAAAAAAUUUUAAGAAACAGCUGUGUAGCAAUUGUUGUGCUACUGUAAUUUAAUCAGUCAGAGCAUGUGAAGGAAUAACAGCACAGAAGAAAUCAAAUACUGUAUAUCAGAAAAAAAGGCACAUUGACCAUUGUUAUAAAUUCAUGUUUCUGUUUCUCUCUUAUAUCCACUCAGAAUGUGGCUUAUAAAAAUAAAUUGAAAUUGCUUAGCAAUCUGCAGGUUUUCAUUUCUUUGCUGCAGCUGUUCCACAGAUUUACUCUUUUGACUGAUAUACAGUGCAUUUUUGUGUUGGUGCGUACAGGUUGUUUUUUAAAAAAUGCAUAUUCCCCUGAGAUUAUGUUUGUUUUCUCUUAUUUGAAACAACUUUUGGAUGCCCUGUGGUAUCUGAUUCUGAUUUGCUUUGUGCAUGAUCUGAACUGUUUUGAGGUUGACCAAAUCCUUGAACUUUAGUGCCUUCAGUUUGAUGAAGUGUGAGUUUGAUGGUUCUCUGUAGGUACUUUUAUUUACUAUUUUUAUUGCUAUUUUUUGGAGUUUGUAUAUUGUUUCUGUGUUUGUUUUGUAUGUGUUCCCCCACACUUCCACACGGUAGGUGAUGUAUGGGAGAAUGAAUGAACAGUACAAAGCGUAUUGCGAUGACUGGUUUAGAAGAUAUUUGACUUUAUGUAGUAUUGCAUUUGCUGGUUAUGAAGUGGAUUUUGGUCUUUUGUUGAAGGCUCCAAAGAUAUACUCGUUUUCAUGAAAUGGAUGAGAUUAAACUGAUUGAUCUGGAAGAACAUCAUGUUGCAGAAUUUUAUAUGUUAAAACAUUUUAACUUUUUUAAUGCAUCAGUCAAUCAAUCAGUCUUUAUUUGUGUCACAUUUUUCAUACAAAAACGAUACAGCACAAAGUGCUUUACAUAGCAGAGGAAUAAUAGAAACAAAGAAUACCCUGAAAUAAAUAGCUCAAUAAAAGAUUAUCCUGUCACUUAAACUAGAAGAGAUAAAGAUUAAUGAUAUUAAAUUUAGUUAAAAACACGACUUAAAAGGUACGUUUUAAAUUUACUUUUAAAAUCAUUAUGCUUUUGUGCUCCUUAUAUGUUGAUGUGGUUUGUGUUUUGUUACAACUCAGUUAGAAAAGUCUGUGUUCCGUCUAUUUUGCAAUUGCAUCUUGUCAUCUUUUUUGUGGGUGUUUUACUCCAGUAAUAAAAAAGACUGGUCACAAAAUGUGUUGGCUAAUAUUAGCUUUCUUUCCGAUUCUUUCUCUCUGGCAGUGCUCGAGGCAAGGAUCCACCAACUCCAAGCUGACGUCAUUCUCGAUGUCCAACGUACAAAGGUGCAGUUUGUUAAAGCCCCCUUCUCUGGAAAAGGUGGUCCAUCUGGUAAGGGCCCCAAAGGUGGCCCACAAGAGAAAACAGACAUUACAAAAUCAGGACAGACUGGUUCUAAGGUGGGUCCUAAAUCUCAGCCCACUCGGUGGAUGGAAAAACUGUCUGAGGAGAAAAAAAUUAAACUUAAGAAGCAGCAGAACGUACUAAAUGGAAUCAAAGCGAAACCUGCAGCCAAAUCCAAGGGCAGAAAAAGCAGCUCAAUGCUCCCUGGAACGUCACAUAAGACAAUUUCUAUCACAGCUAAAAAGACUGUGCCCGUGAUUAAGGAGGGCAGGAGUAGCAAGAAGCUGGCUGAUGAGAUUCGCGAUGCAGUUACCUCCACUGCUUCUCCUGUUACAGCAGUAACUACAGCAGUGUCACAUAAAGCAUCAAAAUCUAAACAGAAGAAGAUGAAAAAACACUCAAUCAAUGAAGAGGGCCAGAAACAAACUGCUACUGAUGCAGAGAGUAUUGCCAAAGAAAUGGCUGAGGUGGAGGAGCUGGAGAGGCGGCUUAAUCAACAAGCAGGACAGUCAGUAUAUUCAAGGGAGGAAGAACCUCAACAAAAGGACACCGUGAGAGCUGGGGACCUCCAGACGAGCAUCCACUCCUACCUCGAGGCGUGUGUGUUUGUUGGGGAGAUUGAAAGGGCUCAUCGUUUCCUGCUCAGCCAACACAGAGUGAGGAGUCGGCGCAAACUUCUAAACACAGGCAUCUACAACAUCAUGAUGAAAGUGUGGGCCAAGAAGGUGAGUCCAGUAAACUUGGAAAGUGUUUUAAAAUGGAGGCCAAAAUCUUCAUUGGGAUCGGGGCUGUUAAUUGGGACAAUCAACCUACGUUUUGUUUAUAUUUGUUUGCUCUCAAUCUAAAUGCAAAACUGUGAAACUCUCUGAAACUCUUAUAAUUAUAUACUGUUAUAAUCACAUUUAAAACCAGAGAUACUUGUACACAAUUAUGGGAUGCAAGGGUUGUUAGGGGGAGCUAACCUCCAGGAGGUCAGGCCGCUGGUUAAUGCUAUAGUAUAGGAGCUGGUCUUCCAAGCUAGUGUUUUGGUAUAUUUGCCAAAGCUGGUUAACAAACAAUACAUUUCUUCUUCCCCAUUUUUAGAAUUGUAAAAACACAACGUAUUAAAUAUUGGAAGUGAAAAUUUGUAUAAUUUAACAACCAUCUGUAAAUGCUCAUUUCCACUUUGAUGCCAGCAUGUUUCAAAAAAGUUGUGUCAAGGACUGCAAAAGUCUGAAAAAGCAACAGAACGUCAAAAAUUUUUUGGAAAACAACCUGAAUCUAAUGAAUAAAUGUUUGGAAUUUUAAUUUCAUUCAUAACUUGUCUGACCAUCAAAGCAGUUAACUUAGCGUUUAAACAUAUUUUGGUCCACCCUAGCCAUGGGGAUGGACUAAGAGUGAGUUGACAUGAAACAAAAACAACAAAACUGAACAAAAACCAGCACAUUGAUUGUGUGUAAAGUUAUCUCAGCUGUUGGCAGCUUUGUCUGACUUGUGUCUGUAUGACUUAGAAACUGCCAUAUAAAGCCACAUCCCUUGUAUUAGUGAGCCGAAUUGAUGGGCACAUUUUUUUUAGCUCAGUUGUCCCUUGUUUCCCUGGUAACAAUAAACAUUUGUGGAAUAAACAGUGUUGUGUUUGUGUGGAGCCAAACCUUAAUUGUCCUCCGCUGUCUUUCUCACUGUUUAUAGGGUACAUUAAAUCAGAUUGGGCGCAUGUUUAUCCUGUUAGAGGAAGCUGGUCUGAAGCCAGAUCUGGGAUCCUACGGUUCCGCCCUGGAAUGUAUGGGCCGCGAUCCCAGUUUAUCCCAACGGACUGUCAAAAGGUAAGGGUGCACAAUUAACACGUAUGUUCUCAUUCACGCACAUAGGACCUGGCAACCGGGUGCUGGUAAGACUCAUCUAAGCUCUUGAUUUUCAAUUUGCAAUGAUUUGCAUAUUUCUAAAAUGAUUGAACAGACAUUUAUACUUUUUGCUUUGUUUGACCUUAUUUUGAACAUAAGGGUUUGAACUGUAAGACAAAGGGUCAAAUAUUUAAAUUUUUAAGAAAGGAAGAUGCAAUACACAGAUUGACCAGCAGGGGUCACAAUAUGCUAAGGCUUUCUUCUUUUUUUGCUGUUUUAUUUCAGAAGUAGCAAAGUUUGUCUUCAAGCAUCUGUUAUCCCUGUGAUUUAAGCUCUGGUACUGGUGAAUGGUCUACACAUAAAGUAACAGCUACUGUGUCUGUUUUUAUUGCAUUUGGCAGCUUUUGUGUGACCGCUCCUAGACCUGACAGCUGCUUUAAAACUAAACUAAGCACAACGGACUGACCAAUGAGCACAGAGUUUGCAAGAACACCAGCAGUGCUUUGAAAUGAAAAGGGUCCAAGAGCUUCACCCUGUGUGUAAUUCAAAUAAAUCUGUCUCUGUGUAUUUUGAUACAGCAGGUUAAAUAAGUAUUGAGCACGUCACCAAAUUUCUGUUAAUGUCGGUAACAACCAAUGCAAAGAAAUCAAACCUUAGUUUUCCAUAAAUUAUGUGUAAAAAUGGAAUUAUUAUUAUUAUUAUUAUUAUUAUUAUUAUUAUUAUUAUUAUUAUUAUUAUUAUUAUUAUUAUUAUUAUUAUUAUUAUUAUAACUUUAGCAAAGAAGGAGGCCAUCAUAAAUGCAGGAGUGCAGUUUGUGUUGUUGGUUGAGAGACCAACUAUAGAGUCUACAACCUAAUAUUUAGAGUUCCUUUGAUGGAGGGCUGAGUUAUGUUGAUAAAGCCCCCCUCCUGUGUUAUAACAAAUGGAACAUACUUUAAACUGAACAAUUAUAAAUUAAAAUUUAGUAGUUCUUAAUUAUCAUUAAGAUUUUUGCAUAUUUUAAUGCAUAUUUUCUAUAACCUGGUUGGGCAUUAACUGUAAUAAGUUAAUCCUAAGCUGUUAGUCUUGAGUACCAUUAUUAGAGUAGCCUCACAGUGAGUUAUGACAUGAUAUUAAACUCAUGCAGUUUACACCUAAUGAGCCCAGAGCUUCCACAGUAGACUCUUGGUAGCCAAGUUUAUCUGUUUGAUAGCUGCCAAUACCAUUAGCUGACAUGCUGCCCAGGCAGGGAAGGCUCUCUUUAGUUUAUUUCCAACAUUACUCUGGAGUCUUAUAACAUCAAAAACUGUAAGGCACCUGUUCUGUUUCCAAAAAUAAAGGACAUUGAUGAUCUAUAACUUACAGACUUUUUUGUUGACACUCUUGUCAAUGUUUGCAUCAUCAUCUAACAGCCAGUGUUGGUUUGGCGGUUACAUUUACCGAUCAUUUGGCACAUUGUCAGCCAGCUGUGAAAAUGAUGAUAAAUUAUGUAAACUGGAGUAGAGUGGGAACUUUGAGCUUGACAAGCUGCUCUUCCAGAAACAGGCCCACUGUGAACUGGGCUACAGCUAAUUUGUAAUCACACCCGAGUAAAAAUAGCCCUCUCUUUGCACAUGUUUGUGCAUUGGAUCGAGACGUUAUAGGUCCCCUGUGUCACCGCCAGCAUGAUUGUAUGUUGAAAAGCUUCAUCAGCCUCAGUCACGUUGAUCACUUGUGCAGUCAGAGAGACAAUGAUAUCACCCUAUACAGCUCGGUCCAAUAGCAGGGCAGGUGGCAGGGCAGGGCAUCGAGUUGGUCCAUCGAUCACUGUAAGCUGAUGCUUCUAUGACAUUGUUGUACUGAAGUGGUGUACUCAUACUUAUCCUCUGACCAGGCAGCCUUUCUCCUCUCUUAUGAACAUUUUAUACAUUUUUUUAUUGUCAUGUUCUUUAAUUAUCUGCGUUGUCAACCUCUGUAUUACUGUCAGCUUGCUGCACUUCUCUUGAAUCACACUUGCCUCUAAAGUAUCUCAUCUUUGCCCUCACUGUACCAAUCUGUUCCCCUCUCCUCUCUCUCCUAAACACACUCACACACACGCAUACACACACUCUCACUUACACACACACUCAUCCCUUCCAAGUUUUCCCUUUUGUAAGUGCUCUGUCCUCCAGAGCUCUUUGCUCCCUAGGGUGCAGCAGAGCAGUCACCAGGCUGAUUAUGCUCUAUCUUUCAACCUCUCUGCUCUCUUUGUUCCUUUCGACCACACUGGCAGCACCCAGAUUAAUCCCUUCUUUGUUCAAGGCUCCCUCAUGUACUUAUACCAAAUUGCACAUUGCAUCACGAGAGACUCCAAGACACAAGACGAGCGAAAAUACUAAUAAAAUAUGACCUCUUUGGCUUGCUCAAGAAUAAUUUCCAAACAUUUUACACCAUUUUAAACUUCAGAUAUAUGACAAAAGGCUUUCCUCCUUCAAUGAAUCACAGUGCAGACCCCCGCUCUCUUCAGAUUACAGUAAGUCAGAGGAAGCUGCUGAAGCAAAGUUUCCUCCAGAUGGUGAUUAGUGUGCAGUUAUUUUUAAUUGCCAUCGGGUAUAAGUGUGUAAGGUGGAGCAGCGCUCUCAUCCUCAGUGCGUUAUGACAAAAGGGGUUCCCUCCUCUCUAUCCUUUGUUUUAGUAGUACUCUUAUUAACCUCUAGAGGGCAGUAUAACAAAACAUUCUCCUGGCCCUCUCAUGUUUGUUCUGUGAAGACUUCAACCCUCAUAAUGUUCACUGAACUAACUAGAUUAUGUUGCUCUAGACGUGCAAAAUAAAACGUUGCCACACACAGAAAUAAUGCAAAGUGUCCUCUGUAAGCCAGUUGAACGGAGUACAUAAAUUAGACAAAACUGACUGGAUAUUAAUUAAACAAAACUUAGACGAAGAAUAGCAACAUUCAUGACUAACUUUAGCACAAACUUUAAUUAAACUUUUUAUCCAUUUAAGCCCCAAGUCCAUUAUCUAAGAACGAUACAAGUCUGCAAGGCCAAAAAAGAAAUUAAAUCUCAAGCCUCCUUGGAUAUCAUUUAUCAAAAUGAGUGAUGGCAUUAUCGUGUUAUUACGCCUCUUCUUUGUAUUCAGAGAAUGAACACACAUACGCAUUAUCUGCAUCCUGCAGUCUACUCAUGGACACUCUCCUCUCUCGCUCCUCCUCCCGCUCCCUCUGUCAAAUACCCCCCCUCCUUCUGAAAUCUCUAGGAGAUUCUAUUUAAGUAAACAUUUCACUGGUGUCAUCAGAGCUCAUCUGCCUUUGGAUAAAACUCAUACUUUGUGUCUGGCAGAAAGGGCUGUUGAUGCAAAUGCUUGAAUUAAUAUUCAGCCGCUGUCAUUCAGGGAAGGAGAGACAUAUACAAUGACCCACAGACGGGGGAGUUGUUUUUUAAAAUGAAUUAAUCAGGAGCCCAGACAUUCAUAUGAUUAUCUUAGUCCCAUUCCCACAUCAGCAUGCAGGUCAAAGGGUUGUAAACUCUGAACUUGUGAUCAGCUUCUGGAGGCUGUUCCAUCUAUAAUCUCUGACGUGAAUGAAAAUCAACUUUUAAUGUGAGCGUGUGGCUAAAUCUGAACAACCCUAAGUUUAUCAUUAUAAGUAACAAGUUUUUUGAUGAUUCUGGUACCUUAUUCUAUUUUAGUCUUUACAGGAAAAUAUAUGAUGUGUCCAUAUGUAAGUAUGAUAAUUGUUGAGUCCUCAUGUAUCCUUAGGACUCCACAGAUAAAGCAGAAAUAAUUUGUCUUCCCCUUGUGUCUGUGUGUGUCCAGGUGCCUGAACCAGAUGAUGGAGGACGGCCUGACGGUGGACGAUGUGUUUAGCAAGUGUGUUUUCCAUCAAGAUGAGAGAGACAUGGUGCUCAAGGCAGUGCACCUCGUUCAGCCAGACUAUCAGCCAAAUCUUCACAACACUGCCAACGAGUGCUACCCUCCUCUGGUUAUUGACUACUACACACAGGUAUCACAAACUACAUUUGAUUUUUGGUUGAAAAAAAAAAUGCAAUCGCCUCAUUUUGACCCAUAAAGUAGUCAUUUUAUUUAAUCUUCUACACGCAAGUUAAAUAUCAAUAUUGGCAGUACAAUAAUGAAUCACCACCCAGCAGUUUCAAAUGAAAUGAGAAUUCUUGGAGAAUUUUGGACUAGCCCCUAAAUUGUAACACAGCCAUGAUUAGCAGAAAAAUAUCAUUGGACCUACCAGUGAACCCUGUGGAACACCCAAAUCAUUGUGUUAAAGUGAUACUGCAUCCUUUGUUUGUUUUGCAAAUGUUUUUGUUGUUGUAAUCAUUUUUUUACUUUGUUUCUUUAAGGAAGGUUAAACUGAAUCAAUAGAGGAGUAUUAGUCCAAACUUUAAUGGGUGUAAAAGAGUGGUGCAUUAUAACCGUGUUAGCUUCAUAAAAGUUAUUUUCUCAAGCCUUAGUCUUGUAUGUUGUGAGAGUCAAAGCACCAGAGAACUUGUAAAGCUGACAGGAGGCUUCAGCGUGACUACCAAAGGUUUGAUUGUCAUCCCUUCACAGCCAGAAAAGCACUAGCCUAUUUAUAGUGAGCCAAUUCUGCUCACCUCUCACCUCUCCAUCCCUCCUGAUUCUCACAUGAUUCAUUCACAGCUUCUCAUAUAAUUGCAGUAUUUGUUAGCACAAAUCAUAACACCAUAUUAACUCAGGUCUACAUCUGUAAGUAUUUCGAGUCAUCUUUCUUAUUCUUUAAGUGUUUGUAAGAAAGUUUUGAUCAGCAGGUCAUAUAACGGAGCACAUGUUGAUGUGAUAGGCCACAUAGCCAGAUGAAGCAGCUGAAACGGCAAGUUACGACUGUUAUCUUACUUUUUGGUUAAUUUUCUGUCCAAUUAGUUAUCUGACUCUUACUGUGACUUUUUUGGUGGGUUGAUUUAACGACUGAAAGGCUGAAUAAAUAACUGGUCCACUAGAUAACAGAGGGGCAUACUGAUGGUCUCCGGAGAUGUUUGAGUCAAUUUCAGCAGCAGACACAGAUUUGAAUUAGAAUAGUGUUUGUUGGGGUGAGAUGGCAUUUUGAUGAGGUUGAUGCUUGUCCAAAUUCAGUUUGAUCUAGUUUCAAAUCAUCAUCAGAGAUUUUUUUUUUAGUAUCCUCUUUUUUUUUUUUCUUUCUGGCAUCUUGCCUCUAUGUGUUUCCAUUUCAUGAAAAAAGAAAAAAAAAGAAAAGAAAAUGCAAAGUUGCGUAGUUGUCCUUUGUAAGCUCUUCUGGGUGUUGGAGAAGUCUUGUUUACCUUUCCAAUGAAUGUAUUACUUUGGCAAAAGAAACUUUUCCAGAAACUCAAAGGCAGCACCUAUCUCUUACAUAAUAUUGCAGCACACUGUCUUCAUAGCGUGCUGCUUUCUCUGUCGACUAGAAUUGUGCCAGCACAUUUUUUACCUGCUAUCAGCUGACUCCAUCCUGUUUUUUUAAUUAGGUAUUAAGUUUUUGGCUCAUUUAUUGUCCUACUCCUGAAUAUUGUAGGGGGGCUGCCUGUCGAGCAAUUUAUGUGCAAAACUACCUCAAGGUUUGCUCCAGCUGCUGUCUAUGCUUUGUGCCCCUUCAAUUUCCUUGGCAAGUUCUUAAACAACAAUUGGUUGAAUUAUUAUUUUUUGGGCAAAUUUCUCUUUGUCUGAAAAAUGUGUUCCCUCUUUAGUCAGCUUGUCGGUGCAAACCCCUUUGAUCUGAAGGGAUAUAAGAGGACAGGCAACAAAACAGAGAGCAAAAAGGACUCAUCGCAUCGACUACAAUGUAAUCCAGGACAGUCAUAUGGUGUAGACUGAGUGUAAAUUUAUGCUUCUGAACAGAUGUCUGCAUGCUAACAGUCAGCUCUUGGACAUUUUUUUUCUCAACUUUAACUUUAUCUCACUUCACAAGUUCUUAGUCAGAGUGCCAGAUAUGAGAGAGUUUCACAAAAAUAGGGAGUCAAUUCCAAAACUAGCUACACCCCGAAAGAAUAAUCUGCUGCUCUCAGAGUUAAAAUCCUUGUGAUUGCCAGUGGGUUGAAGGAUUGCUGGUCCAACAACCUGCCAGUCUAUUCAGUUAAAUCUUGAAAACAGUGAAAGUCAGAGUGAUGAACUCUUUGUUUGUAUCAUGGCAGAAGUUAAACAGACUGACAUUCUGUCUUGGCCUCCAAUCAAUGUGUUUAAAAGGUCGUCUGAACUUCUUGCCUCUCAGAAAAAAAUCAUAUUGUGAACUAGCAAUGUCUGGCUAUCAUGAUUACACUAAGGACGAUCCAAGGUUAAUGUCUACUGUCCUUGCUUUCUUUAAAGUCUAAGCACAGGGCAAGAUCUGUGUGUUAACUUGUCUUUGUUUCUGUCUUUCUCAUUGUUGUGCUUGUGUAUGUUGUUGUAGAGGGCAGACCACCAUUACCCCAAAUUGGACUUCACUCAGGAGGAGCUUCAGGAGCGUUUCAAACAGCAGCUUCAGAUUGAACAGGCCUGUACUAUCACCAUCGACUCUGUGGAGGGGUGCAAGCCUGUUACCAAACGCAUCACAAAAAUGGUAAAGAAACUUAAAUGCUGCCUUUCUUUAUCUUAGUUGUAGUCACUAACUGUGAAUUGGCACAUGUAACUGUGAUGGGUUUUUAAAUGUCCUGUUGCCAAGUUCAUUUGUUAGUUUGAGUAUAUUUUAUGAGUUAACAGAAAAGGAAAACGGAAGACUUAUCAAAAAAAUAGUCCCCAGAGAUACAACAUAUGGCAUUUGAAACUCCAAUUAACCUUGUUGCCCACUGUUGAGACACAAACAGCUUGUUAUGUGUUAGAAGAACAUUAUGUAUUGUCUCUUUAAACUGCAAAAAUAUCUGCAGAUUUCAUUACAAAAAAAAAAAAGGUUUCUAGCAGAUGAAUAGAUUCAGACUGAUUCAGACACUAUCUCCCGUUGAUGAUGAUCAAUAAUAAUUCCAUAUUUAAAACAGAUUUAUAAUCUGUAACUGUCAGAGACCCAUGACCCUAUGAGUUUAGUUUCUCUUUUCGCUGGGUAAUAUGUUUGAAAUGAUAUAAAUGAAGGUCUGACAGGCCAGAGAAGGAAACAUAUUCCUGCGGUGUGCCUUCUUUCUAACUCUGGCAUUUACAGUCCAGCCUGGCUCGUCUGCCUCUGCAGAUGGGCUACGUGGGAAGCGAGCAGGCUGAGAGUCCCUGGUGGUCAGGAAGCAUUUACAGACAGACAGGGCAGAAUAAUAAUGUAUUGUAAUAGAGGCCUCUGGAGAGAAUGUAGAGUCACCUCUCCAUCCACAAAGCAGACUGUGUCUCAGCUUCAGCCACACCGAGUGAAACUCCUCAACUGAGAAGUGAACAUUAGCUCAUACAGUUGUGAAGAGAAUAUCCAUAAUAAGACAAAAAUGCAAAUCUAUCUGCUUAUUUUCUUUUCAUAUUGAUAACCACUGAUUGUUUAUUGCUCAUAUAAGUAUGAUAAGAGAUUAGAUAUUGUCAUGGCAACAUGUCAUCAUUCAAUUCUGAAUUGUGCAGUAGACUUAUUGCAUUGUUGGCACAAAUGAUCAAUACUUUUAAAUUAGAAAUUGUAUAGCACUUUAAACACAUUUACCCUUCAUUUUGAGUUAUCCUUUCACUACUCAUGGCUUCUCAAAGUGAUGCUGAUGGAAUUAAUCCUCAUGACGUAUUUUCUAAAUUGCAACUGUUAUUGUUAUCCUUGGCAGUGGAUGGUGUACAUAGUACUUUAAACACUAGCAUAACAACCUGGCAUAACAAGAUACCAUUCCAUAUGGUAUGUUAUUAUGCCAGGUUGUAUAGUAUCAUAUCAUGAUGCAUCAUGUUUUAUUGGAUCAUUUCCUAUUCAUUAUUGUAUUGCUGCGUAUUCUACUGUAUUGUACAGGAUUGUAUCAUAAUGUACCCUAUCAUAAAGUAUCAUGUUGUAUCAUAUAGGGCUGGGCGAUAUGGCCGCAAAUCAAUAUCACAAUAUAUUGAGCAGGUCACCUCAAUAACGGUAAAUGGACGAUAACUACUCCACAAUCUGCUCACCCCCUCCCAAAUUAACUUCGCCUGCUUCAUCCGCUGCUCCAGCUGCUACAACUUUUGAACCGUCCUUCAUCUCCUCACCUGUCUUCCCCUCUGUGUUAUGGACUGGAUGGGGUGGAGUCAUGUCUCUGACGUAGGACAGCGUCUUAAAGGGACAUGAGACCAUAGCCUACCUACACACAUCCAAAACCAACUUUUAUUGAUUUAUUUUUUUGACACCAAAUAUUCUGAUAUGGGCAAAACGACCUUUGUUAUUGUUGUAAAUUUCGGUAUUUGUAAAUUUUCGGUUUAUCGCCCAGCCCUAGUAUCGUAUCAUAUCCUAUUUCGUAUUGUAUACUACCCUACCAGAUCUUACUGUGUCAUUUGGAUCAGUUGGUAUCGUAUUGUAUUGUAACCCAGCAUAUCGUAUCAUAUUCUACCAAAAUGUAUGAUAUCAUAUCCUAUUCUAUUCUAUUUCCUAUCCUACUCUACUGUAUCAUACAGUAUUGCAUUGUAUGGUAUGGUAUAGUAUUGACAUUUAAUCAAUAGGUCUAGAUGUAUUGCAUUUUCCUUCCUUUUUUUGGUUCUAGAUUUAUAUGUCUUUGAUCCAGUGAUAUUACUCUAGGCUGGAUGGUCUUUACUCUGUUUGUCAUGGACAUAACUGAGAUGAACAAGCCAAACCACGAAAUAGAAUGCUGGCUCAUGUUGCACAAUGCACAUGUCCAGUGAUAUCUAUAGCCUCACAUUUCAACUGCUAAUAACUUUCCAUUGUGUCCAUGUUUUUUGGAGUAAACAGGACAUUCUGCUGUGUAUUUCCUAUUUAUUUCACACAAUCUUGGAGGGUUUUCCCCUCGGCAUACACAGCCGUGAAAUGAAUCACUGCCAGCUUUGUUGUCCUUUCAGAGGGAGCUGCUGGCAGAUCAGCGGGCACAGUGGCAGAAGAUCCUCCCCCAGGCCUUUAGGGAGAGCAAGAUGAUCCUGACUAAGACCCACAUCAGGAACUACAAGCUUAACCUUUAUCCUUACCUCUGUCUGCUGGAGGACUGGGAGUAUGUUGACAUAAUGAUACAGGUAAUACAAAACAUCUGAGUCAGCUACUGCUCGAGGAAACACUGAGAGACCAUGAUUUAAUAAAGACUUUUCAGUGACUUUGACAAACAGAUUUGACUGACAGCAUUUUUACUAAGACAUUACAAGACAUGUGCAGUGAUGUCACUCUUCUGCUACUUAGUAUUCAAGGCGCUGUUGUUGUUUUGCAACACAACCCAGCCAAUCUUGACAAACCACAACACACACAUCAAGCAGCUGACAGUGACAGUAGCUGCAAGAGAAAAUCAGGUUUUUUGUCUUUGGCAGCAAAGAAAAUCAUACUUUGAUCAGAUAUCUCAUGAACCCAGCACAGACAAAUAUACAGGAUGUGAUGUUAACUCUGAGGAGACCUUUCUCACUUUGAUUUCCCCUUUGACUGAAGGAUUGCUUUGUAUUAAACUUAAACAGGUCUGCCAAGAGAUCUGCUGUUUGUUACAGAGUGUUCAUUUCUGUCUGAUUGUUUUUGACCCCCUCCAACAAUGUCUUGCUCUCGUCCAGAGUAUCAUGAACAUGCCUUCCAGCGGAGAAUCUCUCAAGAUUUUAGCCAGAGAUCUGGGACACAGGGUCUACACCAAGUAUUCAGUGCGGCAGAAGAACAAAAAUCAGAUUGAGGAGAAGUUGGGCAACAUUUACAGCGAAUACACAGACCUCCUGGCCAAAGAUAGCAAGGUACUGGGAUCAUCAUCAACUCUGGUACCUUUUUAUGUUUACUGUAAGGUGCAUCUAUGUCCUUGUUAAUGUAGCAUUUUUUUAUAUUCUAGAGAUUUUAACGAUGGAUUUCUUCAUUUUGUCCUCAGAGUCUGUAUCGCUUGCUCCGUGUUCAGAUCUAUUUUUAAAUGGAUCUAUGCAAAUGUCAUCAAGACUAUAAUGAGCAAGAGCUCGUUAAACUUUUGUGGCUAGUUAUACUAGAAGUUAGUGAAGGUGCUUGUAUAAUGCUUUUAUUUUACAUGCAGCCCUUUGUAGUGCAACCGAUGCUACGUUUUUUUUUUUUUUUUCUAUUUAUGACACAAAUCAUGCUGCUUUAUACUUGUCAAAGGUUCCAGGAAGAUUCUUAGCUUUAGGUUAUUGAGCUUUCAGUUAAUGUUAAUGCAUCCGUGCAUCUAUACAGUAUCCUCCCUCACUUAGAGCUGAAAUGACCCAUUUAAUGGGAAAAAGGCAGGCAAAGGUAUGUACACACUUACGGAAAGAAGCUUAGUAUAAUGGGAUCUAUCUUUUUCCAGACAGAAGUGGAGUAUUGUCCAGCUUGUGUCCAAGGAUUAGUGUAUUGCCCAUGUCAUCAUGCUAUAGAAAAAAAAAGAGUUUUCACAUCUUCUUGGUACAAUUUGUUUGUAUGUGUGCAUGUUAUUUUUAUACAUGGUCAUACUGCAACAUCUUAAAAAAAAAUACAAGCUGCCAUCCUAGGUCUUUGUAGUUUAUUUUAGGAAUGUCCAAACAUUGGUUUUGCUUGCAGAGUUCACACCUCAAUAAAUAUAAAUAGUUACAGAUACAGCCCCAAAACAGUAGCCUUAUGUUCUCAUGACAGUGCCAGUUUGACAAGCUCACUGGAUCCCAAUUUCAAAAUCGGGACCUUAAAGUUUCUAUCACACGUUGAUAUUCCUUCCAUAAUAUGUAACUUAUUGUAAAGAUGAUUCAUCGCUUUUGUGUUUUUCAUAAAAUAUGUGAAAAAUAUAAUUCCAGCCUUGUUUCUUCUUCUCCUCGCAGGCCGCUGCUCUCCUUCCUAGGGAACAGUGGUGUAAGAUUGAAAUGGAGCAGAGUUCAGGGCCCACACUGCAAGGUGGGGAGUCCAAUUGGCCGUACACUGUAACUCUGGAGCUGGGCACAUUCAUGGUGGAUUUGAUGGUCAAGAACCUCAAAAUCAACAGCGACAUCCUGGACCCCACUCAUGAGAGGAAGCUUAUCCCCAUUCUCUACCACAUGUACACUUUCCGCAGCACACGGCAGGUACAGUAUGCUCAGAUGCUAAAGGGCUCACUUCCUCUGCUCCAUAGGGAUUAGAAGAAGUUGCUUCCCUGCAGUUAGUAUUUGUUAUGUGAAGGCCUGAUAACAGGAUUCCUGAGCAUUAACCAAGAACAAAAGAAGUCCUUUCAACCUCAUUUCUGUGGAAAAAUGAACAGAUCAGGAGUGAUCUCCUUGCAAAUAGAGUAAUUAUGAAUUUAAACAAGGGAAGGAUCUAUUUAUUAUGAAAAAUCUUAAUUAAAUAUCACAACUUAUUGACUUUUUGAAAUGACUCUCAGUUGUCUAUUUAAAGCUUGACUAAGUUGGGGUUUAAGCCAUUUUGCAGAGUUGACAUUUUCAUCAUCGUGGAAAGAGCUUUUGUAGAGCCGAAACAACGGUAAUAAAAGUUGACCUUCACUCUGGACAAGUAGACUGUCUGUCACUCCAAAGCCUAUUACCUGGUACUCUUGUGUGGCUGCCUAUCCAGUCUGAGGCUCCAAAGAGUGUGAAUUAUAAAAGCCAUUUCCCCCUUGUGUGAAUUGGCAGAGGGAAUAGUUGAGUACGAUGAAUAGGUUCCAGGCUAAUCCCUUUUUUAGUGUCCCUUUAAUUGGCUCGCUGAUUUACUGCUGUGGUACCCUGCAGGAGGUUCAGCCGAUCGUGUCAAGGGUGAGAGGCAGAAAAAAAAAGGAAGACGAAGAGAAUUAUGGAUUUUAGGAUUUCUUGCACUUAAGCAAUUGGCUGUGCUGCUGCAGAAUUUUAUUCUGGUGUUUUUCUUACAUAUCCGUCUCCAUCUACUUAUUUUGCUCCUUUCCACCCUCCCCCCUUUUUUUUAUAUCUUUGAGGUAAGCCCAUCAGGGAGCAUCCUAAUGAUUUUUCAGCACAGCAUGAGAGCUUGACUCAUGUAAGCAACGCCUAGAUGUUUUUAUUUUACUGUCAGCUCACUGUUUUGUUUCCUGUGGUCUUGUUUCAAUUCAGCAAGUCCUUAGUAGGACUAAAAACAAGGUCACUGUAUUUCUUUGUUUGUAAAACCAACAAAGAAAAGUCGUCCCUGAUACACAACCCUGCUGUAAUUAUAUGAAAUAAACAAACAAAAAACGAACAAACAGCCGCAUUCCUGUGCUGGUUACAGUUUGCUCUGGCUAAGUGUCUGAUUUAACCUGACACAGCCUAGAUACACCUUCAUUUUUUAGAUUAAAAUACUCCCAUCUGUCACCUCUGCUGAUUUACAUAUGGAUAGUAGAGCAUUGUAACACCCUAGCAGCAGCCGUUAACCAGAGCUACAAUCCUCAGUAGUAGUGGGUGGUGGAACAUAUUAUUGGAAUUUUAGUCCUACAAUGUAAAUCAUUACCACUGUUAUUUAUUUAAAGCUCCUGUGACGAACUUUCAGCGCCUCCUCCGUACAGAGUAGUUCUGCUUAAGUAUGUGUAGGUCCGUCUUUCUUACAAAACAUCUUACCCUACAUUAUUUUAUCACAAAAUUAAAUCACUGACCAUGACUAUCAGCUAGGGCUGGGAUAUGGCCUCAAAUCAAUAUCACGAUAUAUUGAGCAGUUCACCUCGAUAACGAUAAAUGGACGAUAACUACUCCACAAGCUGCUCACCCCCUCCCACAUUUACAUCGUCUACUUCAGCCGUCGCUCCAGCUGCUACAACUUUUGAACCGUCCUCCAUCUCCUCACCUGUCUUUCCCUCUUUGUUACGGACUGGAUGGGGUCACAUCUUAAAGGGACAUGAGACCAUAGCCUACCUACACACAUCCAAAAACCAACUUUUGAUUUAUUUUUUUGACACCAUUCUGAUAUGGGCAAAAUGACGUUGGAUAUUGUGGUAAAUUUCGGUAUCUGUAAAUUUUUGGUUUCCCCCAGCCCUAGUAUUGUAUCAUAUCCCAUUCUGUAUUGUAUACAUUCCUACGAGAUUGUACUGAAUCAUUUGGAUCAGUUCGUAUUGUAUUGUAUUGUAUCGUAUCGUGUGGUAUUGUAACCCAGCAUAUCGUAUCGUAUCACCGUAUUGUUUCUUACUGUAUUGUAUCAUAGUGUACCACGAUGUAUCUUAUCAAAUCCUAUCCUAUUCUAUUUUGUAUCCUGCCCUACUGUAUCAUACAGUAUAGCAUUGUAUGGCAUGUAAGGGUGGAGUCCCGUCUCUGACAUAGGACAGCGUCUUAAAGGGACAUGAGACCAUAGCCUACCUACACACACCCAAAACCAACUUUUAUUUAUUUAUUUUUUUGACACUGAAUAUAUUGACAUGGGCAAAAUAAUGUUGGUUAUUGUUGUAAAUUUUGGUACCUGUAAAUUUUCGGUUUAACGCCCAGCCCUACUAUCAGCAAUAGGAAAUUUAAGAAUAGGCUGUUUAGGUUGUAUACUGGUCAUUAACUGGGCUGUCACCCCCCCGUCAGCAUUUUUUAGGCAUUUAAAAUAACUGUUGAGAAAUAAUCAAACUUGUUGCUGAUGGUCUUGUUGACUUUUGAAGGUCAUACAGAGACAUCAGUACUACUUUGAUUUUGAUUAGAUAAAACUCCUCAUGGGAGCUUUAACCAGCCAUUUAACCAUAUUAAAUUUGCAUUUUGUCGCUUUGCCACAGUCUGGUCAUUGUAUGUUGGUGUAUAAUCUUUGCAUUUGGAGUUUCAGCUUCUAAUUUGAUGUCCUUGUCAUGUUUUGUCUUCCAGGUUGGCUUCAUAAAACUCCACCCCAUCCUGAGUCAGAUGCUGCAGGAGGCCAUGGAAACCAAGCUGACCUUUGAUUCCUAUGUGAUGCCGAUGCUUUGUCCUCCCAUUCCCUGGACUUCUACCAAAUUUGGAGCAUACCUGCUGACACCUACCAAGCUGAUGCGCACGAUAGAUGGGGCCACACAACAUGAGUUGUUGUUAGACAAAUGCCAGAACCUCCAUGCAGUCCUUGACUCUCUUAACCAGCUUGGCAACUGUGCAUGGAGGAUCAACAAACCUUUGCUGGAUAUAAUCAUCUCCAUCUUUAACGACAAGGGUAGCGAAAAGCUUGACAUUCCUCCUCCUCCGUCAGAAGCCCCCAAAAUCCCAUACUUCAACCCUCAUGAUCCCUCUUAUGCUGCAUCUGAGAAAGCCUUGAUGAAGAGAGAGGUGAUGAAAGCCAAAAAGAAGAGCAGUGAGAUGCACAGCAUGCGUAUGGACGCUCUCUAUAAACUCUCCAUUGCCAACUACAUGAGGGAUGAGAUUUUUUGGUUUCCACACAAUAUGGAUUUCAGAGGACGUACCUACCCUUGUCCCCCGUACUUAAAUCACCUGGGAAGUGAUGUCACGCGAGCUAUCCUUGUGUUCGCAGAGGGAAAAAAGCUUGGUCCCAGAGGGCUGGACUGGCUAAAGAUUCACUUAGUGAAUCUUACAGGACUGAAGAAGAAAAGCUCAUUACAGGGGCGGCUUGAAUACGCCAACACUAUCAUGGAGGACAUACUUGACUCCGCUGACAACCCGCUUGAAGUCAGUAUAUAUUCAUUCUUCUUACUUGAUCAUUGAUAGUUUAGUCCAGCCAGCUAUAUGCAGUUUAACAAAGCAUUUAUUUUUUGCUAGAAUUACUUUAUAUUGAAUAGACACACAAAAAAAAAAAAAAAACAUUUUGCAGAUAUACAACUUUUUAAUUUUUGAUCUAUGCAACUUAUAGCAUGACCAUUUUGUUUCUGACUGUAAGAACGGCCAAUUUUAAAGGGAAUAUAGAUAUCUGGCCAAACGAUGGCUGAAGAUACUUUCAGGCCAGUGUGUCUGUGUUCAAGAGAAUGUGUUGUGUUUGUCUCUCUCUCUCAGGGUAAGAAGUGGUGGAUGAAUGCAGACGAGCCAUGGCAGGCUUUGUCCUGCUGCAUGGAGAUAGCCAAUGCUGCGAGAUCCCCCGACCCAACAGAGUUCGUCUCUCAUUUCCCUGUUCAUCAGGUACCAUAAAGACACCUGGAGAGGGAUUUAUCCAUUGUGCUGUAAUCUGCUUGAUCUUUUAUCUGUUUAUUUUUGAAGCAUUUAAAAAUGUGAAGCUAAACUGUUGUCUGACAUGUAAUAAGACCAAUUGAACAGAUUUGCUCAUCUGUAAAAUAAGAACUAUAUGAUAUAUAAUAGUUCCAGUUUACAGCUUUCAAAAAAAGUUUGCCACUCACUGAUUUUUAUAUCCAGCUACUUAACAGAGCACAUACUAAAAUUAAUCAGCCAAGGCCUCCCAGCCGUCUGGAGCCGUUUUAUGUUAUUUCCCAUAAACGUGUGGCUAUAAUCUUAUUGACCAGCCCACUCUUCUAAUUGUUGUCAUUUUACCCUGGAAACAGAUGAACCCUCUUGGACUGUGUCAGGGUUGAUUAUGAGGACACUAUGAAGCUCACUAACUCUGCAGCCAUAUGUCAAGAAUUCAAUAUCAGGUUUAGUUUUUAGUAGUUUAGUAUUUGGAGCAUGUAGAGUACUAACAGAUCCGUUUUAUGUCCUGGAGAAAGGCUGUGGAAAACUUUAAAAGUAAUCAGUUAAAUCUUAGAAAUAGUCCUCAAAGAUACAGGAAGCCAGUGUGGGGAAGCCAAAACAGGAGUGAUGCACCAUGUUUUGUAAUUUGAAGAUAAUCAGAAGUCAGUUUUCCAAUGGGAUUUUGUUUUUAAGUGAAUAGUUUGACGCCAAAUCUUAGUCUGUUUUAUUCUGUUACCUUUGCCUUACUCUACGUUGUCCUCUCUACUUCUGUGUCAAUCUCUCUCAUGCUCUUCCUGUUUGUCUCUCACUUCUUUUGUAUCUUUGUUUCUCCCCACCUCCUCUCAGGACGGCUCCUGUAAUGGUCUCCAGCACUACGCAGCUCUAGGCAGAGAUGUUAUUGGUGCCACAUCGGUCAACCUGGUGCCCUGUGACGUGCCCCAGGAUGUGUACAGCGGAGUCGCACAGCAGGUCAGCACCAGCAGGGGGUCUUUAGUUUGCAAUGUUUUGUUCUCUUGUAGGAAUAGCAGCUCAACCAAAGUGGAUUGUGUUUGUGUUCAGUUUCUUGGCAGUUCCUCAGCUGUGAAUAACCAUGAAAGUGUCAAACCACGCUUGUACUUGAGGUUUGAAUUUGAAAAGGCUUAGGUUUUUAGCUGUAGCAUUGAAGUCAGUUAAUUGCCUGUCAUAUCAAAGGCUCAGAGAGCAAGUGUGCAGACAAUCUAUCAAACGAGACAGCGUACUGUGAAACCGAAUAUUUUAAAGCAAUGGAAAGCUUAUUGUGGCACUGACGUUUCAGUACUCACCAUUGUGUGCUGCUGAAAAAUGGCUGCCCCCGAAAGUGUAUUGUGGCGUUAUCAAUGAGCUUUUAGAGGCUGACAGAAAGUGGAGUGCCGUUUCCUGCAGGAGACCGUCUCGGUGUUUUAUUUUUACCUCAGAGCUGUAACGUUAUUGUCACAGGAUACUGUAGAUUCUAUCAAAGCCUGUGUAAUAGACCACAUUUACAGUGCUGCCAUGUUCUCCCUGGCGUCACAGCCAGAGUUAAAAGCUCAAAUGCUCUUUUAAUGUUUGUACUGAUGUGUUUACGGUUUAAAGCUGUGCCCUGCUUCCACAUUGAUCAGCAGCUAAAAAAAAAACAUUUGGUGAAAAUCUCAAGGGGCUAUAUUUCAAAUAAAAUCUGUAAAUUUUACAGCUCCAGGGCUACUUUAGGCAAGUGCAAAUGUCAGCGUGCAGUCAUUUCUCAACUAACUCACCAUUCAGAACUGUGAGCUAGAACCCUUUCCUAUUGAAUUGUUUAACACUGAGAGUCUGCUUUUCUAUCGUUGAGGAAACAUCAGCAAGGAAAUGGCAGAAUACUAACAUCAGUGAGAUAACAGCUAUUGGGUUUCCAAUAAUGUAGUUAGAACUUGAAAUACAGCGUUGUCUACCAUACCUUGGAGUACCACAGUUUGUUGCUCCAGUGGUUGAUCAGUAUUACAUAUUUGACAGCUUUUAAGUUGAAGCAUAGUUUUUAAAACCUCAAUCAGUGUUCUUUCUUUUAAGUUCAAUGCCAGAAUUUGCUGUUUGUUAUCAGAUAUUUUUAAUAAAUCAUUUAAAUUUCAUUGGUUUCUUUGGGGCUCAUGCCAUACUGUAAAAUUUUAUGUAUAAACAUUUUUUCAUUUCUGAAUUACCCAUGUGCCUACCUUUACUUUAAGAUUCAGGCGGUUAAACAUCAGAGACAGGGAUUGUGGGCUGUGUCCGAAAUGAAUCACUCAAUCCCUAACCCCUAACCCCCAUAUGGGGUUUCACUAUAUAGUUGACUAUGUAGUGAACUCAAUUACUGGAGGUUUCAGACACUACAUGGCAUGACAUAAUGCAUGACAGGAUGCCCACCACCAGUGAGUGACCAUCGGAUGGUCACUACAUUUUGCAAUGCCUUAUGGGAAAUUUUGAGUCGCCUAUAUGGAAUUGAUUACUCAGGUUUCGGACACCCUUCGAAAUGGCGCUAACCUCCAUAUAGUCACCUAUAUAGGAGUUAGGGAUCCAUUUCGGACACAGACGUAGAGUCACCAAGUCAUCUCCAUGUCAUGUAUUUGUUCUGCUCUGUCACUGAACCAGCUGCUUCCAAUGAGCAGCCAGGAAGGUGAGCUCAUUAGUGAAGGCACCUGGUGCAGUAACUGAGCAGAACAAAUACACACGUGGACAAAAUUGUUGGUACCCCUCAGUUAAAGAAGGAAAAACCCACAAUUCUCACUGAAAUCACUUGAAACCUACAAAAGUAACAAUAAAUAAAAAUUUAUUGAAAAUUAAAUAAUCAAAAUCAGCCAUUACGUUUGAAAUGUUGAUUAACAUAAUUAUUUAAAAAAAACAAACUAAUGAAAUAGGGCUGGACAAAAAUGAUGGUACCUCUAUAAAAGAUUGAAAACUAUUUGACCAGAGUGACAUGAUUAACUCAGGUGUGUCCUUUAAUUGACAUCACAGGUGUUUCCAAACUCAUAAUCAGUCAGUCUGCCUAUUUAAAGGGAGACAAGUAGUCACUCUGCUGUUUGGUGAAAAGGUGUGUACCACACUGAACAUGGACAACAGAAAGCGAAGGAGAGAAUUGUCCCAGGACAUCCGAAAAAAAAUUAUAGACAAACAUCUUAAAGGUGCAGGCUAUAAGACCAUCUCUAAACAGCUUGAAGUUCCUGUGACAACAGUGGCUCAUAUUAUUUAGAAGUUCAAGACCCACGGGACAGUAGCCAACCUCCCUGGACGUGGCCGCAAGAGGAAAAUUGAUGACAGAUUGAAGAGACAGAUCGUUCGAAUUGUAUCCAAAGAGCCCAGGACAACCUCCAAAGAAAUUAAAGGUGAACUCCAAGGCCAAGGUACAUCAGUGUCAGAUCGCACCAUUCGUCGUUGUUUGAGCCAAAGUGGACUUCAUGGGAGACGACCAAGGAGGACACCACUGCUGAAAAAAAAUCAUAAAAAAGCGAGACUGGAAUUUGCAAAAAUGCAUGUUGACAAGCCACAAAGCUUCUGAGAGAAUGUCCUCUGGACAGAUGAGACCAAACUGGAGCUUUUUGGUAAGGCACAUCAACUCUAUGUUCAUAGACUCAAAAACCAAGCAUACGAAGAAAAGAACACUGUCCCUACGGUGAAACAUGGAGGAGGCUCAGCAAUGUUUUGGGGCUGCUUUGCUGCAUCUGGCACAGGGUGUCUUGAAUGUGUGCAAGGUAAAAUGAAAUCUGACGACUAUCAAGGCAUUCUGGAGAGAAAUGUGCUGCCUAGUGUCAGAAAGCUUGGUCUCAGUCGCAGGUCAUGGGUCUUCCAACAGGACAACGAUCCAAAACACACAGCCAAAAACACCCAAGAAUGGCUGAGAGAAAAGCGUUGGACUAUUCUAAAGUGGCCUUCCAUGAGCCCAGAUCUGAAUCCCAUUGAACAUCUGUGGAAGGAGCUGAAACAUGCCAUUUGGAGAAGACACCCAUCAAACCUGAGACAACUGGAGCAGUUUGCUCAUGAGGAGUGGGCCAAAAUACCUGUUGACAGCUGCAAAACGCUCAUUGACAAAUACAGAAAUCGUUUAAUUGCAGUGAUUGCCUCAAAAGGUUGUGCAACAAAAUAUUAAGUUAUGGAUACCAUCAUUUUUGUCCAGCCCUAUUUCAUUAGUUUGUUUUUUUUAAAUAAUUAUGUUAAUCAACAAUUCAAAAGUAAUGGCUGAUUUUGAUUAUUUAAUUUUCAAUAAAUUUUUAUUUAUUGUUACUUUUGUAGGUUUCAAGUGAUUUCAGUGAGAAUUGUGGGUUUUUCCUUCUUUAACCGAGGGGUACCAACAAUUUUGUCCACGUGUGUACAUGGCAUGGAGAUGACUUGGUGACUCCACAUUUCCCAUCUCUGUUAAACAUACUCAAAAAGUGAUGCAAACAAAACACCAAAAAAUAAAAAAAUAACCCAUAAAUAUAUACUGUAUAUUUUUGACAUCAUCAGAGAGGUUAUCGUUUGGUACAUAUUUGGUACACAAAUCAAUAUCAAGCUAAAAUGUCGGAUGCCUAACCAAACAUGGGCAGAGUUUCAAAAUGUGAGGUAAACAUAUCGGUGUAAUCCCAGGAUGAGAUCCAGUUUGCUCUGAAGUGCUUGUACAGAAAGCUGAGAUGUGAAAUGGUGAAUCUUCUUAAAUAGUUAUGAUAAAUGCAAUCACUUAGAUUUUGGGUCCAAAAUGUGUUUUUAAUUCCAUAAUUUGACGUUUUCAGUAGAGAAAUAGACUUAGAGGCAAGGCAACAGUGGAGGAGGUUUCCAGAAAGCUGAGUUCCAGGGGCUGCCAGGGGAUCCUCAAAGAGGUGGUAGCUAGAGUGAAAAGUUUCAGACAGAGUUUUCAAAGAAACCAGCCUGAGUUACUUCGAUACUUGGUAUAAAAGACUUCAUGUGUUCAGGUGGAGGAGUUACGAGGACGGGAUGCACAGCAAGGACUGAAGAUCGCCCAGGUCCUGGAAGGCUUCAUCAACAGGAAGGUGGUCAAACAGACUGUGAUGACUGUGGUGUACGGGGUCACUCGCUACGGGGGACGCCUACAGAUCGAGAAAAGACUGAAAGAGAUUGAUGAGUUCCCUAAGGUACAGUAGUAGUGGAGGUCGGGGAUAGGCAGGGGCUUCCCUCAUACAGCAUACUGUUUUAUUUUUAGUGUUGUAUCAGAGUGGUAUGAUAAAGUGUCUUUCCAGUGCAGGAUCUCCUCUAUAAGCAGCUCCUCUUACACCUCCCCCUAAGGCUGUGCAUUCUCACAGACACAUUAAUCAUGGACAAACUAGUCAUGAAGCGCAAGGUCUUCUACAGUAAUGUCUAUUCUCAUUCUGUUGUAUGCAUCAAGACAUUUAUCACAAUGCUGGGACUGACUGCCUAAUUUUUUUGCAGUUUGUUGUACACUUAAUGGGAUUAUAGCAACCUUGACUUUAAGAGUUUGAAUACCUGAAAGUGAGAAACAUCGAGUUAGAACAAAAGCUUUGACAUUAAUUUUAGUCCAAGUUAUCUCACUGCAGAGAAAUAUUAGAUUGCAUUGUUAUAUGAGGAAGGCCGGGAGGGUUAUCCAACAAUAGAUGGAGUUUGUAUCCAGUGUACAGUCAUUAUGAAUCUAUUUUUAGCUCAAAACUGUUGCACUCAGACUUGGUUGGACAUAAGUGGUUGUUUGAUAGGCACACCCAUUCUGUUGAAUAGCAUGCAAUCUUCACACAGUAGUGCUUAUUAUCUACCAAACAGUAGUAUAGUUCCUUACAAUAGUUGGACUUAAUCUCAUUGUCCGUAUAGAUCAGCUACUUCAGUAUCCAUCUCACUGCCAAAAGACUGCUAAAUGACUUCUGUAUAAUGUCCCUAAUUGUUUAAACAGGGAAUGAGGAGGAAGUCUAAUUGUGAGCGAUUACAGGGGGAUGGAUGAGCAAUAAGAUGGCCUUCAGCGGGGAGGAUGACAGUAUCACUGUAAUAAGAGAAAAUCAGAGUUUCCAUUCAGGGCUGUGAUUAUAAUCAGUGAUAUUUCUGUUCUGUUUUUAAUCUUUUAAUGAGUAAUUGAUAAAAAUUCUGUGAACUGUUUUUAUUUAAAAUUGGAGUGAGUGAAAAAAAGAUUUGUGUGACAGUGUAACUGGACAUGAAAAGGAUUGUGAUUUAUAUUUCUAGGAGCAUGUUUGGGAUGCGUCUCACUACCUGGUGCGUCUGGUGUUCAGCGGUUUGAAAGAGAUGUUCACAGGAACCAGAGAGAUUCAGGUGAGUUCAUUUUAUCUUUACAAAGUCAAAUAGUUACAACUGUGUCUUUCAACAAACAUCUCCCACCCCUGAUCAUCACUUAUGUUUUCCCGACAAUUAAAAUAAAAGAGGGGGUGGAGAUUGAGACUUAACAACCGGUAGAUACAACACAAAUAAUGGUAACUUAAAACCUGUAUUCUUUGUUGUUUCCUCUUGAUUUUAAAUGUAUAUAUUACAAGAACUGUAAAAAUCUGCAAUUUUGGGGGCUAAAUUAAGUACAAUGUUUCGUUACGUAAACAAAUGUUGAUGCUUGAAAUUUGCAUUGUAAUGAGUAUGCAAUGUUUGACUGAUAAUAACAUAGGAUAAUGUAUCUCCACCCCUUCCCACUGUACAAGUAAAGCCAUGAUCACUGUAAGUCCACUGUUACAUUUGUCAUCAUGACUGUCUAUCAUGUCAAUAUACCCCCCUCUUUUUAGCAUCAAAUACCUAAUCAAGAUGAUUAUAAACAGAAAAAUUAACACCUGGAUAUAUAGCAACAUAAUCCAAACUAGUUAUAAUGGUUGAAACCAUGUUUCAAACUUGUAUUUAACAUACGAUUUGAUUUUUAAACUUGGUUAAAACGGAGGAAGUCACCUUGAUAACUGUAAAUGCCAGUCAAUAGACAGAGCUUCAAAUGUUCUGGGCUCACUUCUAGGGAGCUGUGUUGUGUUUCAUCUUUCUAUGUAAAUAAAAUAUACAAAUCUCUUUCCUCCUACUUGUCCAAUCUAUCAGAAUAUAUGUACUACUUAAGAAAUAUUUUAUUAUCCCUGAAGUCAGACAUGCUGAGGGAAUUUUCUAGUUUUUAUUUGAAAAAUGGGUCUUGAAAACAAUUUACCAUAAACUUUAAUUCGUUGAACCUCAAUGUAGCAAAUAUAAGGGAUACCAUUGUUAUAUAUUUAAAAGGAAAAAAUAAAUAAAAUGUGCUUAAUAGUGAACAGGGGAGACUUAUUUACUCCAAUUUUAGAGGACUGACCCACUACUGCCUACUAGAAUGUAUUUCUUUACCUUUUUUUCUAAACGAAUGCCUAGUUUACCUCCCUAUUACCCCAGCAAUAGCACCCAUUAAUCACAUAGACUCCAUUUAUAGAUCUAGGCUGUGAAGCUGGCGGUGAGAUUGUACAUUAUCUCUAUAGGCAGACAGGAGUCUGGUGAGCAAAUAGAAACACAUGCUUGCGGGAGCGUGUCCUCCUGGCCACGUAUGGGGACAACCCACUCGGAAAUGAAAUAUCUCCCGCCUAUCGUACCUUUGGGCUGACCCGGUGCGCUUGUGCAUGCUUGUGUGCCUGUGUGUGCGCCGGUGCCCUUUUAAAUAGGUCACGUCCUCUCACACUUGGCAGCAGUGAGUUGAAGUAUGAUUGAGGGAGAGGGACCUGAUCAAUCUAUGAUGCUGUCAUCCCUGACCUCUCUGCAUUCUCUAUAUACGCUCUAUAUUCGCUAUAUGUUUCUGUUAUUCUUUCUCCGUCUGCCUCUUAUCAAUCUAUUGAUUCAUCAGUCACUCUCUCCGGCUAUCUUCCUAGUUAAUCUCUCACUCCUCUCUCUUUGCUUUCUUGCUAUCUUCAUUUUAUUGUACCUGGAAAAAGCAAAGCAGGUGAUGAUAAAUGGAGCAGCUCUGGGCCAGACUGCUACUUUGAGUUGCCGGGACAUAUUUGUCUUUCCUACAGUUCUCUGUGUGCCCGCAUGUGCGAGGAGGCUCUGGUGGGACUUUAACAGGCCCCUUCUAUUCUCGGAGAUAAACUGUGCCAGACACUUAUGCAAACAUCACUGUUGCACUUGCAGUUUUUAGAGUAAGCAACAACUCCUCACCUGUUCCCAAAGCAAAUUUGCAACAAUUGUUUUCCAGCAGACCUACAUGUGGAGAUCAUCUUUUGAUGCUUGGAAGGAAAAAGUUUCUAUUCAUGAACUUGUUUCCAAAGGCAUCAAACUUUAUCACCUGAUUGUCUAAACUCACUUGGUUGCUGUUUUCAUGCACAUUAAAAACUCAAUGAAGGCACUCUUGAUUGUUGAAGGGAUUUGAUAUGUUUCUGAGUAUACGCCUCUGUCCUGUGCGUGCCCUCACUUCGCCUUCUCUGGCCUUUGUCUGUUGCAGGAUUGGCUGACAGAGAGCGCCAGGCUCAUCUCCAAGUCUGGCCACACCGUGGAGUGGGUGACGCCUCUGGGUUUACCCAUCAUCCAGCCUUACCAUCGCACCCGCAGCCAAAUAGUAAGUCUUAUCUUUAAGUUGCUGAAGGUGAAGUUGUGCAGGAUUAACUUUUAUGAUCAGCGAAUACACUGCAAAGCUUUCAGAUGUGCACUAUUUCCACAACUGUACGGAGAUUGACCAUGCUAAUGCAAAGGGCCUCCUCCGCUCUUGAUCACCUCAUUUUAAUGCAGCUGUUGACUGACAGCUCAGACAAUAGCCAGCCUGUCUUCAUUUUCCUGUAUUUCAGAAAUUCAGCUGCUGACCUUUCCAAAGUUCUCCUCAUGUACCUUUACCUGUUUGUCUCGCUCCUCUCCACUCUUUGUUUCAACCUUCACAGACUUCUCAAUACCUCCACAACAACUGACCUUUUCAUAGCAACCACUGUCCACAUUCUGAACUCACGUAGCCGUACGGGUGUACAGAGCUCAUCAAUCUCUUUCAAUACUCUGACUAACAAUGGAACGCCCUAUUUCUGUCCACUAUUCAGAACAAGUGAAGUUUCACAACUGACCACUGAUUGUAGGAGAAACAUCUUGGAGUCCAUUGGCAUGUUGGAAAUGCCGUAAUGCUUUAACAUUGAGUUCUAUGGGGAUCCCUUGGCUUUCAAGGCCUUCCUUAAGUGGACAUUUGAGAAUCUGCCUCAGUGGCAAAAUUGUUCAGCACAGGAGGUUGAUGCUUGGCAUUAACACAGAGAGAGAAGAACAUCAAAACUCUCUCACAAUGGCUUUCAACUGAGAACAGGUUAUGAAUCUGGUGAAACUUGGUCUUUUUGUCCAAGCUGCUGUCCUCAAACAGCCAGCCUACAGUUUGUUCUUCACUUUAUGUGGUCUGCCAAGGCUACACAGGCAUUUGCCUGAAAGAGGGGUACUGCCAGUGUGCAUGAACGCCAUCUUUGAACCAAUAGAUUAUUGACAGUGCUCCCCUUCAACUCAGAUUUGGACAUGGAUGUAAUGAGUGAACUUGUGAUUUUCUAGAUUUUGGUUCUGGGCUAAGUAUGCAAACAAGCAUCCUUCAAGCUAGAGCUGGGUGAUAAAACAAUAACAAUGUACUAUAUCAAAAAUUAAUUUCCCUCAAUAUCAAUAUAAAACAUGGUCAAUAUGCAUUUCGAUAGUCGGCAUUCUGCAAUUGUUUUGCUAGACUAUACGAAGAGCCAGUGAAAAAGGGAGUUGCUCGGGGUCCGCUUCAGGCUGAACCAAUCGUGCUAAUUUAAUAUCAAGUAGCAAACAAUUGCGUAAUAGCAGACUGCAGCUACACGCAACUGUAGCACUUUAACAGGUGAAGCCAACAGCACUGUCAGUGAGAAAAAAAAGUAUAUGUAUAAUGUGAUAAACUUUUUCCCAUAUUGCCCAGCCCUAAAUGAGUGAACUUGUUAUUCUCUAGAUUCUGGCUAAGUUUGCAAACAAGCAUCCUUCAAGCUUUCGUGCUGCCUUUGCUGCGAGUGGAAUCCUUCAGCUGGUCUUUCCAAGUCUCAAUGGGUAUUUGGUGUAGGACUGCACCACUGAUGGUGUAAUGUGAUUACUGUGAGAGGCCCAACUCUCCACAUCAUCAUUACAUUUGUCUGUCACUAUGGAGAUUCUGCCAACAACACAACAUUGAGACACGUUGGUGUGCGAGCAUAUCUGCUGAUAAUAUGCGUGAGUGCAAGUGUGCGUGUGUGUGUGUGUGUGGGAAGAAAGGUUCACUUCAUGCCUAUAUAAACAUGUAAUUGUUUAAAAUUAAAAUUUGCCUCGGUCCUUAAGCUCUUAAAAGGAGACAGACGCCUAGCAUAAGCCCAGCACAGGCAGACAUCCUGCUCAUAGGCUAGAGCUGCAUGACGCCUGCUCUUUUAGAGUGACAUCAAGCAGAGGGUUGGCUCACUGGGGCAGCGACACCUCACAAGCGGGUGCGAGAGGGUGAUGGUGACAGAUGGUUGGUCCCCCGAGGGUGCAUCUUUCUGCUCCUGAAGUAGAGUGUGUUCACUCAGUUCGAUCCGCUUUUUUUUUUUAUGUCCAGCGGGGGCCAGGAAGAUGAUUAGCCUGUGCAAAGGCUGAGAGAUGAAUGAUGAAUGAAUGAAUGUGGGAAUGACCUCAUGGCUGAGUGAGGUAUUAGCUUACAUUUCACAGAUAACUCGCCACAUCCCCUGUUAUAAUUCCCUAAUCCAGUUGCAUCAUUAUGCAACAAAAAUGAAACUUACUCUCUGAAAGGUCACCUUUUCCCUGCAUAGCUGGAUUAAAUUCAAUCUCCCAGUCUCCUCUCAGCCUCUUAGAUCCAAGGCCACACUGUUUCUGGGGGUCAUUAGUAAUUAGACUCCUGAUAGAAGAAGAAGAUGAAGUGCAAUAGACAGUAAGGAAACCAAUAAGGGGGGAAAAAGUAGCUGCAUGCAACACCAUCACAGCUUUAGGAGUGCGUUUAUGUGUGUUUGUGUGUGGGGGGGGGUAUGUGAAAGUUUUCCUUUUUUGUUGGUUGGUUUCAGCAAACGUACAGUGAUGAGUAAUGCCCACCUGUGUUUGUGAGUAGCUUCCAUUGCCGAUGGGAUAUGGGGGAAAUUAAAGUAGGAUAGAGUAGCUGGAUGGAACAUAAACAUACAUCAGAGAGGUUGCUUAACAGGAUUGGGUGAUGCUAAUCGGAUCAGAGGUCACUCUGGCUCAGAUUCCUUGUUUCUUUUUCAUUCCCCACUCCCAAGCAAGGUUACAGUGAAAUCUCACUCUAAGCCGGUGGGGACACAAGGGAGUCAUAUGGAUUUGUGAGUUUAAUAGUGUGACUAAUCGCUUUUGAUCUAAUGCCCUCUAUACAUGAGGAAUCGGUUUGGUUCAGAUUUUGGUGAAAACGUCCUGGGACAGUUAAUCAUUUGAAAUAUUUUAUUGUCAUUUCAGCACAAAUAAUAAAGCACAGUUGCAUGGCAGUAUUCCAAUACAAAUGUAAUCCACUGCCAGAAUUAAUGAAUAGUCAGAUUUGAUAUGUUACUUGCUUUAAGGGUUAAAACCUUUUGUGAAAUAUUAUCCUAUUAAUCACAGUCAAUUUAUGAGAAAAUGGACCCCUUGGUAAUCACUUAAAAGCCCCUCACUCCUCUUUAAGACCCCUCACUGAACGAGGAACAUUUUUUUUGCUUCUCUAUUUCUGACUAUUUUGAAUCUCUUUGUUCCCACUUGGAGCCACGCUGUGGUCAAACUGCAUCAUUUGUUUGUUUUGCAUGUGGGUUUCUUUGUGAUGAACUUCCAGCAUAAACUUGCGGAAAUGAUUUUAUUCAUCCUUUUCUCUGAGAUACAAUUUUUUAUCUAGACAAACUCCCAACAUAAGCCGUGUCUUGUUAGUCUGGGUUUUAUCCACACCAGGAUGGCGUUAGAUGAGCCUGACUCAGGAGCUAUUUGGGGUGGGAGAACAAAUCGUUACAGCAUAGUAUUGUGAUAUUUUGUCUGGUGAUAUAUCGAAUCGUCUCAUUUACCAAGUAUCAAUUUUUCAAAUUAAAUAUUAAUAUGAAGUCAAAUCUAUGAUAAUGGAGAAAAAAAAAAGAACUGUUUGUCCAAUGAGGUUGGCAGAGGUGACGUCAUAGAGCAGGAGUAAGUUAGUCCAACAAAUAUAUAUAAGGUUUGCAAGAUGUGCUACAUGAAAAUAAAAUACAGCGUAAAUAAGACAAAAAUAAAGGAAAGACAAAUGCUAAACUAGCUAAACAGUUGAAAAAUUUUUAUAAAUUGUAAUAUAUCGUAUCGCAAUACUCACGAUAUUAUUGCAAUUUUUAACAUUUUGCAAUACAGUAUCAUGGCCCAAGUAUUGUGGUAAUAUAGUAUCUUGGAGCCACUGGUGAUUCCCACCCCUAGGAGCUAUUUCCCCAGCUCUGUCAUUCAACUCUAGAGAGGUGGGUCACAGUUAUGGAGAACAUAAUGACAAUUUAAUGACAGCCUCCUUCCACCUUGAGUAAAGGGACCCAGCUUCGCCUGAGUCUAAGGGUGCAGUGUGGGCGGGAGUCUCCCUGGUAACUGAGCUGACCACAUGGAGUAAACUGAGGGGUUGGCCAAGCUUUAGCCAAAGCCUGCUAAGAAUUUUAGCCAGCAGGAGCUUAGACUGAAAGUUCACCAUGCUGACAAUGACAUACUGGACAUUCAUGACUUUCCGAGGAUGAACAGGAUGCUUUGACCACCCAGGGGGGGGAGAAUGUCCAGUAUUCCUCCAACUGAAACGAUACUGCCUUCUUGUUGUAUUUGCAGAAUCUCUCCCUGAACGCGGCAGCCCCUCAGUGAUGGGCGAAAGCUUGUUAGUCCAGAUUAUCAGUCCGUUGACAGUGAGACCUCGGCUGCUUCCUCUCAAGCAGGGUGGACAGGUUAAGUCAUCCACUGGGGCAGUAUCCUCUAGGGGCCUAUGUGCCUCUAAAUGGCCUGUUUUCAAGCAGUGGUGUCGGGACCAGAAUGCACCCCCAUGGAGGAUCUGUUGUGGCAGUUUUGAUACUCUUCAGCAGCUCUACAGUAUAUCCCUACCUCUUUCAUGAUUAAGGACUAUUUGGCCUCUGAUGAUCUCUGUACAGAUCAGGGCUGUCAACGGAUAUUCUUUAAUUGCUUGCACAAGUUGGGGGGGGGGUUGCAUUUUGUAGUGUCCUAGGAAUUCUCAAAGAUGUUAAAACUUGUACUAGUUGUACUAGUUUGUCCUCUUGUUGGCAUAAGGCGCAAAUAUAGAUAUUCAAAUGUGUUCCAACCCUUGUGUUAUUUUUAGAAGAAAUAUUCGAACGUCAUUUUGGAGCAAUUUUGACCGCCCUAGUACAGAUGCUUCUAUAGUUUGCAUCUGUGCAUCUGAAGUUCUUGGGGUCUUUGCAGUCAAAGAAAAGUCUGCUUUUCUUUCUCAUUCAGUUCAGAACUAUGUGUCUCUAAAUGUUGGAGAAAUGCCCUCUGUGUCCCCCUCGUGUCUUAGAAUAGAAGUGAGACAUUCCCAGGGGUAGGAUAGGGUUUCGUUGAUCUUACAGAGUCUUAUGGCAUUUUCGGGAUGAAUUAAUAAAUGCAGUUAUAGUUUCAAGGAGAGCCCCAAGUGGUGAAAAAAGAAAGUUGGGUAAAACUGUGAGUUGGGGAAAGGUCAGCCGAAGUGUGGGCAGACUUAGGAGUGCAUGCAUUUAUGAGUCUGCAGCUCUCCUUGUGUGUCUUCAGGGGGGAAAUACAAGGCAGAUGACCUGGAACACAAGAGGAAGAACAUGUGUGAGGUGUAAUUCAACAGUGAGAUCAGACAUGUGUUAUCUAGCACAAAGUGAUGAAUGGGGAAACCCCUCUUGGCAGUAGAGAACUAUAGACAAUAGAUAACAUAUCCAUAAUGAGUCAUGCUGCAACUCUUCAGUGAUUUAGACUACAGGAACCUUUUCCCCAAAGACACACAGCAGGGUCAGUCAAGGUCUCAUUCAUCACAGGCUUGAGCCAGGUCUCGUACACAAAUCAUGCUCUUAUGCAUUAUAAUGAACAGGACUACAGCAUGCAGUAGUGACCUCUUUUACAGUGUGGCAGUCCAUUACUCACAGCAGAGGGAGCUUCCAUUUCUUUCAUCACACACACCUUUGUACACCACAGCUUCCCCUUUGCCUCCCUUUAAACCCCGAUGCUAGGACACCAAGAGGUGAUGUAAAGAUAGGAGUGAUGGACAGAUUCCCCCUCGAGUCCUCCCAGAGCAAUGAUGGAUGAGAUAGCAGACAUGGCAGUAACUAAUGGGGUUUUACUGCACUACACGUCUAUUUUUAAAACCAUUCUUGAUAAUUGUGUGAUUCUGUCAUUCAUCACAGAGCAACCUUCCGUUUCCUUUGGAGUGAAAUAGCCGAACAGAGAAGCUUGCACAACCUCUGAGCCUGCCUUUUAUUUUACAUUUGUCCAUGUAAGCGCCUGUCAUUUUAAACCCUUGUUAGUAUUUUUGACAUAGUCCAACAGGGCCAUUGUUGCCGUCUUCAUAUCCAUAAAGCACUCCUUUUAUUCUGAAGCCAGAAGUACAUGAUAAAGAACAAAAUCUCGCUAUUAUUUCAUGAGUUACCCUGUGAUUCACGGUUUUUUUUUCACACUACCAAAUUUACAAAGUCCUCUUUUAAACAGUGAGGAAGAGACAGGCUGUGUUAACAUUAUAUAGAGAGACACCCCAGAGCCUCUCCAUAGCCACUAAAUAAUGAACAGACAAAUUUUAAAAUACCUAACAGCACCCACGGUACUCAUACAGGUAUUUAAAGAUAAUCCUUUACAGCUGUAAGACUUCUAAAACUCUUCCAACUUAAAGGGAUAUUCCGGCGUAAAUUUAAGUUAGGGUCAAACACACCAUAACACAGACUUAGACACCCCCUCGAGAGAUGAAAAUUGCCGACCACUUGCUUCUCUAGUUAUACCAACUUUAGUAACGACCGCACGAUAGCAAUACACAGAGCAAACCUCAACCAAAAAGCCACUCAUAGCCACAGAUAAUGCUCAGUACAGCAACCUAACUUCAUCAACAGUACAUAUAGCCAUCAAACAUCUUUUUUUAGCUUUGCCUGUUCUGUGCAUUAUUUGUGGCUAUAGAGUGGCUUUUUGGUUGAGGUUUGCACGUGGAGAUGUAGACCACUGUGUAUUCCCAUCGUGCGGUCGUGACUAAAGUUGGUAUAACUAGAAAAGCAAGCAGUCGGCAACAUUCAUCUCUUGAGGGUGUGUCUGAAUCUGUGUUACGGUGUGUUUGACCCUAACUUAAAUUUAUGUGGUAAUAUCCCUUUAAAGCAUUUAGGUAAAUGAUGUCAAAGAAACAGAGUUACAGGAGUUUUGCAUCCAACUUAACUUUUACACACUUAUAAUGUCAGAUUGUAAGUAAUACAGACCAUUAUCAUACAUUUUUUUUGUUUGUUUUUUCCCUAAGGGAAGCAACAUGGCUAAUGGGAUGAAAAUGCUUGGUGUCUGUUCGUUGGGUACACCUGUCUGGGUCAGCCUAAAAUAUCUCAACAACACCUGGAUGUUGAACUGUAAAGUUCAAAGAUAUUCAUCUCUGCCUUGAAGGGGCUAUUGUGCACAUAGAUUUGUUUACUUUGAAGCAUUCCCAUAUACACCUGAGGAGACCGUGUGAAGAUCACACAGAGACAUGCUGCUGCUUAUUAGCUGUAAAGUGGCAAUGACGUCCCCAUUUCCUCCUAUGCCCAGACUACUGCCGUUGUGAUUAGAUGGAUGAUGGACGUCAGUCACCAGUGGAAGCUCUGAAAGUUUUGGCUUUAUUUUAGGGGCUCUGUUGUGCCAUUAAUAUUCUAAUACAGACUCUGGUGAUUCUCCAUAGCACCUGAAUAAUGCAUUAUUCAUUACAACACCAGACAUUUCUCCAUUGUUAAUUCCAAGCGUAUAGAGACAUUUAUUCACAUCUGAAACCCUUACAUUCAAAUUAAGCUUCUCUAGAUGAUAUAUCUUUAGCAAAUAGUCUUUGAGCCCAUACUUAAUUUCAAAAAGUGUCUCUGGAUGUCAUUUUGAUGGAGUUCUUGGUGCAAGCUAAGCAUUGUUGUUGACGCUGACUCCACAAAAAUCGAACACCAAAGUCAUUAGCGUGUUACAUCAAGGUGAGAAAACCUCUCCCCCUCCCUUUCUAUCAGGCCCACACCAUCUUCCAGUUCUAUCUAAACCUCCACCAUCCAGUGUUUCCAUCAUAGGUGUUGUUAUCAGUCUUGUAACCCAUCAGCAAUCACCUGUCACUAUCUGACAAUGCUGUUCAACAUGCCUCCAGGACUAAAUGCUAACUUUUCAGUCAUUUCAGUGGAGUCAGCAGUUAUCAUACACUGGCUAAGACGUGUUUUCCUUGCAGUGUUUACAUUCACAUAGAUGUCUACCUGUCAUGACUGGGUCUAUCACAUCUGCGCUUUUAAAAAUGCUUGUUUUUUGUGAGUUUAUGUCGAUCAUUUCUGAUGCAUUUCAGGGUUAGGGUUGGAAAAUCUUGAUGCUGAUUGACUAUUGUUAUGCAGAAUCUGGCAAAUUGAGGCAUAAUGCUGCAUUCCAGUUACCUCAGAGUUAAGUCAGAUGUCGGAGCUGGGAAUGAUGCGACACUCGAGUUGACAGCAUACCAGUGAACAAGUUGGAAAACCAAAAUGGACGCCAACUGUUAGCCAUUGUUAGCUGUUGUUUGGCAAUUGUUGGCUGUUGUUGGCCGUUGUCAGCUGUUGCUAGUUGUUGUUAGCUUUACCAGUUUUAUACAAUGCAUAACACAGUAUUGUACUCUUACAAACACUAUAGCACAGUGUUCACAGUUAGAUGUUGGGCAGUACUACAUAUACCACUUAUUUAAUUUCACAAAAACAAAACAGAAGAGCAUUCACUGUCACGUCUGGUUCACACUGGAAGCGCCGCGCGCGGAACGGAAGCGCCGCGCGCGCGCGCAGCGCCGGCUCGCGCUUGGCUGUUCACACAGGAAGCGCUUUCUGCUGCGCUCUGACAUGCCGGUCAGACAUCGACUGAGCCCGGUAGUGCUCGGCCGUUUCCGUCUGCCCUCAGUUUUCCACACUUACGAGCGCUUUAAAAAUGGGUAAAUCACUAUUUAUUUACGUUUUUAUUUCGUCAUACAUGAAUUAAAUAUUGACAGCAUCUUCAAGUAUUGUUUUAAAUUAUUAUAUAGGGGUAAACGACGAAUAAAUUGGGAAGUCUGUUGACUCCGUUGUAUGUAUAGCCUUGUUAGCUCGAGGCUAUUGACUGUAUCGUAAUAAAGUCCCCCCCCCCCCUCUUUGUCUCAAUAACAUCACUGAAUCUCUGCAGCUCUCCCUCCGUGUGUGUGUGUGUGUGUGUGUGUGUGUGUGUGUGUGUGUGUGUGUGUGUGUGUGUGUGUGUGUGUGUGUGUGUGUGUGUGUUCAUCGGUAAAAAAAAAUAGACUGACAAGCAACACCGUAAAUCCUUUUCUAAUUUAUUGAAAUUUACUUUAUUUUGAAAAUUGACCGGAUUCUCUCGCAUCUCCUUCCUGACUUCCUGUCUGGUCCGAUCUGCUCUGUUGAGCUUUACAUCGGCGCUCGCGGCUCGCGCCGAAAAUAGAGAGAAGCGGAGCACCCGCGCUCCAGAGCGCGAGCCGUUCCGCGCGCGGCGCUUCCGCGCGCGUGCUGUGUGAACAGUCUCAUAGGUUAACAUGGGCGCCGAUCUGAAACUCUGUGCGCGGCGCUUCCGUUCCGCGCGCGGCGCUUCCAGUGUGAACCAGACGUUACUCUUUACUGGUGAUGCACUGCGCUGCCAUCUUUGAUUAUGACGUUGUUGUCAAGUCAGGAUUGGUGAGGAUUGUGGAUUAUGACUCUGAGCUCGGAAAUUCAGUCUUCCGAGUAAAACUAGAAUGCAGCAUAAGUCUAAGUUUUGGAUCCUUUUUCAUGAACAUAUCUGUUCAAAGACAAGAAUGAAUCCUUGUUGGAUUACCACCAAUGAGAGUUGGGAUGUCACUCAAUGGGGUAGCCCUGCCUGCUUUUGCUCGCCAUACAGACUGUUAUUCCUGUGUGUUCUAAAGCUGGCUGAUGCAUGAAUGGUUCAAUACUGCUCCGACUACAAACGCACCACAGAGGGAAUCCAGAACAUUUCAGAUUCUUUGCAGAUUCUAUACUCUUCAUGUAGACUCUGUAAAUAGAGAUUUGGUCAUCAUAGACUUGCAAAAGGUAUGAGGGCUGGGAGUAGAAGGGGGGAUGCACACUUUAAGGGGUCUAUGUGCCCUCAGUGUCCAUCCCUUAGAGGAGCAAUUGAGAAUUUAAAAAGAGAUGUACAUCACAACUAAACACAAACGUUCUCAGGGCUCAUCAGGAUGUCAGCAAGACAGCGGUCAUGCUCUGAUAUUAUGUGAUGUUAUGUGUUAUGUCGAAUGUGUCCUCCAAACUGUCCAUUAACAAGUGAAAAAUCUUAAACAUUUUCCAUGCAUUUUUUUUUCUGCUAGAAAACUGUAACCAAUAAGUGUGACUUCCUAAGGCUUUCUGCAAUGUAAGUGCUUCUACGGUCGGAGUACAGACAGAUAUAAGUGUUUGUAGCACUCUCGCUAUUAUUGAAUUCUAAUAGCAAAAACAUAGCUUUGCCAGGUUUAUACGGAUAGAAAUGAUAAAUGUAUUCAGGGAGAGUAGCAGAUAAGAGAUUCUCAGAUACAUUAGUGCAGGCUCAGUGAAAGGUACAAGCCUAAUGCAAAGUGCUCACAUAGCUGAGGAGUUGGCCACUCGCUGCCUCUCAAAUCUCAUUUCUGAUAGCAGCCUGUCGUUGCCACCCAGGCGUGGUUCCAAGGGUCAGGGGAAAAACGGCCCUGCCUCGCAUGCCUUGGCACGGCUCACUGGAGGGACCCUCGAGGCUCAGGAGAUUAGAGCGCUAAGUCUUCCCUCUGCUAUAAACUAGAGCUUUGGUGUGAGUCUUAGAGAGCGAGUGAAAAUCACAUGAUGGAGUGAAGUGAACUACUGAGAUCAAAACAGAAUAUUUGCCUGAUAUUUGGAAGGACUGGCUAAUUGCAUGCUGAGCCUAAUUUAUCUUGUUGUUUCCAUUGAUGGUCAGCCAUUAGGGUCAUACUGGUACCACACCAGGUCCUUUUCAAAGAGAAAAAAAGUAGUUAAGGUGUGAAUGAGGCUGUAUGUCUGUAUUAACUUGAUAUGUGCCCAUUGUUACCCACUUAAAUAUAAUAAGCUGUAAUUUUUGGGUAUAUUCUAACAGCAUCUGGAGAUUUAAAUGAGAGGGGGUGGUAGCUGUUAGGGGUGGGCCAAUGCAUUGAUUUUUCAAUACACGGGGAUGCCACACAUGACUGUCAAUUACGUUUAACAAAUAUUCAAAAAUCAUUUUUUUUCCCCAUGAUAGUGAAAUUACAAGUAAACAACUGCAGCACCCAGAGGUUGGCUAGAAUGAAAAAAGCCGCCCGGAUAGUUUCAAGGAGCUGACUCAUGACAGACUGUUAGCCGUCAUGGCAGCAGCUAAAUCACUGGCUUCUGCAACUGAGCAUAAGGUUCACACUUUGGGUUUGAAAUCAAGCAUGUGGAGUCUCUGUGUAAAUAAAACAUAAUGGAGGUUAAUUGGUUUGUUUUCUUUGUUUAAUGGAUACUGACACUCUAUAACCACAAAUAAUGCUCAGAACAGCACCUAACUUCAUCAACAGUACAUAUAGGGUCUCAGCCACAGCACUAGCCACCAAACAUCUUUUUAACUUUGCCUGAUUUCUUUAGUAAAGAGACUAAACACAACCCACCUACUCUCUUCCGGCAGACGCUUGUUUGUAGCAAGACCUCGGGCCAGUCCAUUACGGACUGCUGCGGGUUAACGCAGCUCAAGGAAGAAUAUUUAUGAUUAUUACUUUAUUAUUUCCUUGAAGUAAUAAUCAUCAUACUAAUCAUUUUGCACUGCAGAGUUCUUAUGCCUUAGUUUCUUGCAGCAAUUUUAUUUCCAUGAGGAAAUUCUCAUAAAUGUUCUUCCUUGAGCUGCUUCACCCCGCUGUAGUCCGUAAUGGUCUGGCCUGAGGUCUCGCUACUAACAAGUGGCUGCUGGAAGAGAGAGGGUUAGUUAUGUUUAGUCUCUUUGCUAAAGAAAUCAGGCAAAGUUAAAAAGAUGUUUGGUCGCUUUUGCUGUGGCUGGGACCCUAUAUGUACUGUUGAUGAAGUUAGGUGCUGUUCUGAGCAUUAUUUGUGGCUAAAGAGUGGCGUUUUGGUUGAGGUUUGUGUAUGGCUCCAUCGUCAGCUGAGUAUUGCUAUCAUGUGGUGAAUGUGUGGUUACUAAAGUUGGUAUGACUAGAGAAGCAAGCAGUUGGCAACAUUCAUCUCUCGAGGGGGUGUCUAACUCAGUGUUACGGUGUGUUUGACCUUAAAUUAAUUUUAUGCCGGAAUUUUCCUUUUAAGGCUAGCUCUAGAAUAAAAGCCCAUAUUGUGUAAUUAAACAUGUUGAUAGUCUGGCAUGACAAGAAAUUGCGUCUGCAUAAUAAGGGGUGUUGCUGAUUUUUUCUACUGCAGUACAAAAUAUUCAAGUAUAUCAUCUUUAAUUUCAAACCUUGGACCUUAAAUUUGACAUGUUUGUUCUCUUAGAAACAACCUUACCUGAUCAGCAUGCUGGAUUUGAGAAAGUUAACCCUCUAACCCUUUUCUCCUGUGUUUUUCUCCAGCUAAAGAGCACCAUUCAACACAUCAACCUCCAGAUCAGCCAUGACACCAAAGAGUAAGUCUUCCUGCAGCUUACAUCUGUUUUGAUAAUAGAGACAUGAUAGGGAGUGAGAGAAAUUAUGUUUACUGCAGACCACAUUUGGUUUUUGUGUAAAGAAUGAGUGAGUUUGUCGCCAGAAGCUGUCGACAUGUGUGCUUAUAGACAGCUAUUCCCUGAGAGCUUUUAGGGAAAGAUGGAAGCAGAAAGCAGGGCUCUCUCAGGGCAAUUAACUUGUGUUUCAAAGGCCUUUAGCUCCACCAAAGCCCUUUAUUCAGUGCAUACUUUCACUAAUUGCCCACUCAAACUUGGACAUGAUUUUGCAUUUGUCAGGAAGUGUGAAAUACCAUCAGAAGUGUCUGAAACCUCUUUGAAAAUGUGGUCCAGGAGUUUUUGCAAACAGAAAGUUAAACAUCUUUGUUCAGAAGCCUUGGCACAACAUAAUGUACAGCAAAAGCAUAUAGCUGCCAACAUACAAUCAAUUCACAAAGAGAGGGGUUUAACUAAAAAUAGCCUUCAUGAGUAGCAAAGCACACAAAACCAAGAUAAUUAGAGCAACAUGAUCUAAAGUAUGACAUUUUAAAUGUGGUCUGAGUGCAUCGACAUGACAAAAGGAGAAACAAGGGGUUAAAACUUAAGACUGACAGCUUCUCAAAGUAAAGCCAAAGUAUUCAGAGCACCCUAUGGCUCCAGUUUAGAUUAUGAGCCCCUGCUCCUCCAUGCUGACAGGCCGCAGGGGUCAAAUUUUGCCAUAGAAUUACAAGUCAAGUAAAUUGGUCUCCAACAUGGUUUCUGUCUUUGCGGUUAGUUCAAUCAGUGACUCAUGAUGUACUGACAAAAAAUUAAUUGCAGCUGUUGGUGUGUGUGAAACAUCAAGUACUCAUUAAUACCUUAUAGCUUGCUUCACAUGAGAGAUUUGAAAUGUAUAGAUUGCUACCAUCGUGUCGCCGUCAAACAGCGAGGAGGACAGUGAUCCUUUAUGUCAUUACCAACUGUGCACACUCUGACUUUAGAUAUCAACACCAGCCUAAUAACUCACCGUCUGUCAGGAGGCUAUUUUGCCAGGAGGAGGUGGUGAUAUAUCUCCCUUCUUUAUAUAAGGUUUAUAGUUACAUUUAGUGAAAUCACUACCAAUCAUUCGCACACAUGCGUAUUGUCAUCUCCUUUAAUGGUUCAUUUGCUAAGAUGACAAACUGUGAUGAAGUCUGGAGCAGUGAAAGGAUAUGGGAGAGUGGGGUAAGAUGAGACAUUGUUUAUAUUUCGGAUCACUACAUCAAGAUGAUCAUAGUUUUGUCUCUAACUAGUGUAUCUGCAUAUAUUUCAAGAUGUUGUGCAUCCCUGCAAACCAACAGAAUGAGUGUAAACAUGACUGUCUUGAUAAUAUAGCAUGCCAAAAAAAAGUGGCAUCCUAUAGGAGCAGGGUAAGUUGAGCCUACUACCCCUACUAUCCCUACUACCCCCCACUCUCCAUCCCAGCCCUCCCUUACCAUCUCUCUCCCUAAACAAAAGUCACUUCUUUACAGAACUACUAUUAUGACUUUAUUAGUCCUCUAAGCUAAAAUGGUGGACUUUAAUACUUUGUUUUUGACCUCAUGUUGUAGCUCAUAGAUACCACAAUUUAUGUAUAAAACAAAUUUAAAAUGAUCUUUUUUGGUCUGAACAUAAUUCUAAUAAAACUUAUGACAGACUAAAUUCACUUUCAAGAGUGAAAAAGGAUUUUUUGGUGAUAAAUGUCUAACCCCUUCACCCAUGUGCUUCCAACCUUAACAGACUCCAUGAAUUAAUACCCAUCUCCUAAAUAUUUGGUCACAUGAUCAAUUUCUUUUACCAUUUCCAAGCAACAGGGGGUGGCUCAACUUACCCUUUGGUUCAACUUACCCCACUCUCCCCAAUAAUAUUGAUUUUAGCUUUCACUUCACAUCUCGUCUUUUACAUCUAAGAUUUGUUGAUUUAGCAGAGAAUCUCUCCACAUUUGGAUAAUGACUCCUCGUCUGAAUAAAUGCUGGAUUAGGAAGUGUGAAUGACUUCUGUUUUGGCGGAGUCAUGAGAAAAAUGUGUAGAUGGAGUUUGAAAAUAGCCAGGGUGAUUAAGGUGAGAAGAAGACCAGAAAAAAAAGACAGAAUUAGAGACAGCAAAGCAGAGUGUCAGGAAGACAGAGUGAGACAGAAUGCAGACAGAGAUGACAGAGACUGACAGCCAUCCUCCUCAGUCUGACAUCUACAGCCACACAUCCAGCAGUGAGAAUACAGAGAAGCAGCCAAAGAAGAGUCGAGAGAGAGGAGAGAUGGCGCACGAUGCUGCUUAAAGGCCAUCUUCACUUAAACUGGCAAUGUGCUGUCUAAAAAAGCAUCAGCGUUUCACAAGCUGACACUGAGCUGAACUUGACUGAUCCUCCCCCAAAAGAAGCAGGAGGAUGCACAAUUCCUCUCACUUUGAUUAAAGAUCCUGAAAAAUACUUGUUCAGCUCCUGGACAGCUCUCUAAAUUCGUAAAUGUAGUCCUCAUUUGUUCUGUUUUUAUCCUCUGUCCCAAUUGUCUUUGGAGGAGUUGUGAUAAUUGAAAAUAAAAGAAACUUUAAAUGCCAAGCUCAACUUUCAGUAUUUCUAGUGGUGUAAGGAGAAGUGUCAGCAGCACCAAAAGAAGAAGAGUUACACUCAGAAGAGCUGUGGUCGCUCACCCCCAGAGUACUAACUGUACAACUUUCCAGUCAGGCCUGUGGUGUUCAAAGGUGCUGUGUUUGUUUUCAUGUUGUUGUUUUUUUUUUGAGAGUAGAUUUGAAACAAACAGAAAUAAAAAAAAGAGAAGUACACCUCGUUCCCAGGGUGGAUAGCAAAGCGUGUUAGCAAAUCUAUUUCCAGGAAUUUUGCUUUUUAUCAGCGCAAGCCAAGAAAUGCAGGACUAAAACCUCUCAGAUAAAAGUGUAAUGUUUCCCAAACACAAGAACAAAAUGGACAGAGGGAGAAAGAGACUGACUGACAGGCAGGCAGGCAGUGUGUGUCUGUAUUAGUGUGUGUUUAAGCUAGGGCCAAGCUCUCUCCCCGCUCUGUCUGCAUUCCCAUUAGAAGAGCGUUCUGGUCCGUGGCCGCCCAGAGGAUUUGAAUGGCACAGGCUCUGGGUAAUGGGAACAUGGGGAUACUGACAGAUUGGCAGGGAGUUUUUUUUCUGAGUGCCAGUUCCACCAUCAGUAGCAGAAGCACAGCAUUUUAUCUGGUACUGUUUUUGUUGUUUUUCCCUUCUCACAGACUGACAUUUAUUUAGAGAGUCCUGACAUAGAAUGAUAGAAAACCUCAUUGUCAAAUCCAUGUAUAGGAACGACAUUCACUUAUCCCCUCCCGUCUCACUUCAUUCAGCUAGUCAGACAAGUUUGACAAAAAGAAACAUGGUCAGGCCAAUUCUAUUUAGAAAGCUGCUUUGUGUCCUCUCAGGUCAGGGGUAUUGGGGCUUCAGGAAGUAGACAGCAAGGACAGCUAGAAAAUAUCUUAAACAAGGUAAAAAAAGAUGUACUGCAGUCCUAAUUAAAAGGGAAAAAGCAUCAAAGUCUUUUCCUGGAGAGUGAGGAUGAUAUUUAGCGAAUGUCAUUCCUGACACCUUUUCAAAAUUCUGACACCCUCUGCAGCACCUGGCUUAACUUUGAUAUUUGUUGUUGUUGUUUUAGCUCAAGUAACAGAAGAAAAAAAUGCUUCAACAUGGUUUGAGUGUUGGAGGAAUUUCAGCAUAAUCUGUAACUGACAACAAAAUUUGGUUUCCUUUUCAACAGAGACAAACCCAAGCUCAUAUUACAGCAUAGCAUAUUAUCAUUGUGUAAGUGACACCUGGGCAUUUUUUGCGGUUAUAUUGAAUUUAUCCAAACAAACAAAAUCCAAGUCCGGUGUACAUAAAGCUUCCAUGUGAUUCGGUUUAUCAAAAGUUGGUUUAAGGCUUCAAAAGAUCUUAGAAACCAAUGGAAGAUGUCCUAGAGAUAUUUUCUACACUCUGAGUGACACACAAACUUUCCCUAUCCAAGCUUUGGCUGUCUGACUUUUUAUUUAACGAAAAUGCAAUCUUUGUCUUUUUUCAAAAUUCUAAGUAAAGGAACCAUUAAAGGAGAUGACAAUUUGUGUGCUGAUGAUUGAUAGUGAUUUCACUAAAUGUAACUAUUCAUCUUAUAUAAAGUAGGAAGAUGCAUCGCCACCUCCUCCUGUUGCACAAAAACGAAGGCAAAAUCUGUGAAACAAUGGUUUUCAUGGUGUUCAGGGCAAACAUGGAACAGACGAAAAAAAUUGUCUGUUUGUCUAAUUGGUUUUAAAUCAUUUUAUGUCUUUCUGAUUUUAAAUUGUUUUCAUCCCUCCUUUUUAAAAAUUUUAAUGCAUUUACAUCUGUAAAGCACUUUGAAUUGCCUUGUGUAUCAAUGGUGCUGUACAAAUAAACUGGCCUUGCCUUUUUAUUUUACGCCGUCUCGCAGUAGGUCGGUUUAGCACACUGAUACUACGCAUGCUACCACGACUUCUGCACAGUGAUGCUGCUUGAUAUCAAGCUGUAAUCAUCAAACAGCUAGUUUUGCACAACUUUAAACCGUGAACAGGGGUCAACCGCUAACAAAAUCCUCGAAAGCUCACUAAUUAUCGAGUAACUUUCAAAUUGUUACGUGGAAUCUAAAGGUUAUAAGGGAACUAUGUCAAAUCAGUCAGACUUCAGAAACAAUCUCAUUCAGGUGAUUUGGUUCCAUUCCAAUAUUUUCUGCGCUUGGAGUCGAUAGAUUACUUGUUUUUUUAUAUGUUUCUGUGUGGCUGUCUUUCCUUUCUCAGGAGGCCUGACACAGUCAAACAGAAGAACGCCUUUCCUCCAAACUUCAUCCACUCUCUGGACUCCACACACAUGAUGCUGACUGCUCUUCACUGCUACAGGUAUCAUCCAACACUACAAAUUAAGCCGAGACACGUUCCCUCUAUCCCUGCUGCUGAAGCAGAAUUUCCUUCCCUAAAGAAUUAUGUAAUAAAAGCCCUCCUGUCCUGAACGCUCUUAUAGGCUCAGCUCAGCAGAGUAUUUGUAUUGUACUGUGGUCUCACAGAAUCAGCCCUCCUGACAUGACUGGUUAUUCAUAAUGGAACUCACUGACUUUGAAUGAGGGUUUCCCUUUUUUUGAGCUGCCGUGUUUCACCUUUUGUCAGAGUCUGCCUGUUUUUUAACCGAACAGCAUGUUAUUUUUCUUUUUUCUUCUGGUUUCAAACCCCACUUACGGACUCUGCACUUCUUUGUUCUCCUUUCUUCUCUUUCUCUCCAGUGCCGGCCUGACGUUUGUCUCGGUUCACGACUGUUUCUGGACUCAUGCCCUCACUGUGGACACCAUGAACAAGGUAUCAACUUACAGUACAACCUUUUCCACCCCAGCCUGUAUGGAUUACCUCACUUUUUUCUUCCUUUCAGAGCUGUCAGAUCAUGCUUUAUCAGUCUUAUUUUGAUGAUCAGUUCAAGCUCGAGGUGGCAGUCCUCCCCUGCUAGCUAAAUGUAGUCUGUCAACAGGCCAAGAAUGUGACACAGCAUAUAACAAAAUAGAUCAAGUUACCAUAAAGUCCCAGUCUGGAGCAAAGCCACGCCUUUAUGUCUUUAUGCAAUCUCUGAGGAGUUAUAACCAGUGAAGCAGUGUCCUCAAAGUAGAUUUAUUUCCUCUCACCUUUUAUUGUGAUAGUGUAUGCAUUCCUCAUUACACAGGUAAUUAAACACAACUGCAGGGGUGAGCUAUCAGGUAUCUUAGUCAAUAAAUAAGCUCCAAAGUUGGAGGGUGUCAUUUAAAUCCAAACAAUUUUUGUCAUAUGCAGCAAGAGGUCCAUAUAAUCUGUUUGCUGUCCAUUCUGUGAGUGCUGAAAACAAACCAGUGUUUGUGCACAGUCCCAGCCCAGUAAAUUGGAAACAAACACAGUGGGCAGACUGAAGCACAAACAUAAUUCCAGCAAAUAAGCAACAGGUACCAGGGCAGUGCAUUCGGACCUCUGCUUUUGCUGCAAGUAAACUUGCUUACCUCAUUGUGGAUAACUUUAAAUAAGCAGCAGGUUUUACUGUUUCUUUCCCCGGCAUUGCCAGACCAUUAACUGCAGGGGCCAUAUAAGGGAGCACUGAAGGGAGGGUUGCAUUUGUUUGGGCCCCGAUUCCAAAUAACCAGUCCAUUUCCACAGUUGUAUAACAUACCUGUAAAGGUCACUGAUUCGUCCUUUCAUCCUUCAUACCCUCACUUUCUGAGCAGUCUAUCAAUUUCAGAGUAACAGGGGGCAUGAGCCAAUUCCAAAAACCCUUCAGGAGCAUGUAGUGUAGCAUUCAAGCAAAAGCCCUGGAGGGUUUUUAUGCAGUUCUCUCUCACAUCCUCGGGUAGUUGUGUGUCCUUAAAUGAGUCUGUAUGUGUAACAAGAUAAAAAAUGAAAGGGGUUGUGGUUUAUUUUGGUUUGUUUUUCCCCCAAUGAGGGGUUGUUCUUGUGAAACAGCACAAAAGUCAUCAAGUAAUAGGUAGGGUUUGGUUCAAAAUUCGUGCGAUAAAACCUUGUCAGUCUGAAGCUAAAGAACUGAUGCCACCAACUGUUCAUCGAAAAGAAACCUUGUAAUAUUCACAUAAAUGUUUUAGCAAAUCCUCUUUUACAUCACUUCUUUUUGUUUUAGAAGUCUGACAUUGAAAAAGUUGUUGUAACCUUUUAGCAGUAACUGAAAUGUCAGUUAUUGAAGACAUUUUUUCCAGGUUUUGUGACUGCCUCAUGUAUAUUUUUUCCCUCUCGUCCUUUGUUGUCAUCUUCUCACCACCUCAUCUUUUACCUCAUCAGCACAACAACAACAGGAGUUGUUUGAUCAAGUGUUCAGGCUAGAGAAACUCAAAAGACUCUUCUUUCUGCCUCUGCUUUUCCUCUAAGGUCUGUCGGGAGCAGUUUAUCGCCCUGCACGGCCAGCCGAUUCUUCAAGAUCUGUCCACCUUCUUGCUAGAGAAAUACUGCAGAGGGCCCCCGUGAGUGUUCAUACCUACACCCAGGAACAUGUAUAGAUUUACACGCUGACAUCCACACAUGUACUUUGACUUAAGAUCAGAAGAAUCAGAUCUGUGAUAGUAGCUACAUUUAUCACAAGUUAAAUCUUUUUUUGGUCUUUUUUUUUCAAUAAGUUACUUAUAUAUGCUUCGUUAUUUUCUAUUCUUUGAUCUUACACAGUAUCUAUCAAGUCCCUCUCUCUCUCUCUCUCUCUCUCUCUCUCUCUCUCUCUCUCUCUCUCUCUCUCUCUCUCUCUCUCUCUUUCUCUCUCUGUUUCCCUCCAUUUCUCCCUGUCUGUAUUUAUGAAACAGUGUUAUCUUAAUGGACUUUUAUGGUUUUGCUCACCAUACACCAAACCUGCAGCUCCACCUACAUACUGUACAUUAUCAAAGAGUGCAAACAGAACAUAUACACACACUGAAGGUUAUAGGAUUGUAAAAGUUAUAUGAGUGAGCCGGAGUUUUUCCUCCCCUCCACUCUGACACUCUCUCUCUCUAUCUAUCUAUCUUUCCAUCCUUCUGCAUCAUUCUUCCUGGCCUCAGGCGGGGUUAUGCUCACCAUCUAACUGUGUUUUUCUCUCUUUGGGAUAAUUGGACACCUCUUCUACAGCUUUUACUCUCUCUUUUUUUUCUCCACCCUCUCCCUUGAGCCUUGCAAACACAUUAUUCUGUACUGUAGUCACUGGAGAGACAAACAUGAGGGAAUAGAGGGUUUUUGGAGUAGCAUAUCAAAAUUGAUUUGUUAUGAAAUUAAUGUUUCAUGACUACCUUAUGUAGAAAUUUGAGGCACUACCUUAAAGGGGGGGGAUAAGAAAUCAAUAUAUGAAAAAUAAAUCUCAUAACCAAAGUGAGUGAAUACUCUGUUAGGGAUCUGUUCAACUCUUGUUAGAAUGACAAAAAAGUCAAAUUAUUACCUUUUUUAUAACGGAUAAAUACUAAAACAGUAAGUGAAUGAAAGCGAAAUAAAAUUAAAAUAAUAAUGAUAAAUAGAUAGGAAAAUAAUAGCUCAAGUUACAUGACUUAAAGCUUACAGGAUAAUUGAUUGUGAGAUUGUUUGAGACAGAAAACAAUGGAGUCAAACCAAAAAAGGGGAUUACUUUGGCUUGGAAAGGAAAAAAUAAAAAGUUUGGUCAUUAUUUGUGGUGCCAGAUCUCCAUUAGACAUCAACAACUUAUCACAGCAACCAUGUUUAGUUAAGUUUAGUUUAUUCACACACAUCUUCACUGGAUAUAUAGUACAUAUCACAAAUAUACAUAUAUACUGUAUAUAUAUAUAUAUAUAUAUAUAUAUAUAUAUAUAUAUAUAUAUAUAUACACAUAACAUAUACAAAUAUACACAUGUACACUGGAAAUUUCUCAGUGACUGGACAUGUGGAAAGGGUGACCCCAAGGAAACUAUGUAAAGCUUAUAGCAGGGGGCCCAAUUAUCCACAAAUAAAGUGGCAAGAAACACAAUACAACAACAUACUACGACAUACACCAACAUGGAUGGAUGGAUGGAUGGAUGGAUGGAUAGAUGGAUAGAUAGAUAGAUGGAUAGAUGGAUAGAUGGAUAGGCAGACAGGCAAUAAGGCUUGGUGAUGACACAGGAAAGCUCCAAAGACUCUUUCAGUUUGAACAUCCACGAGAACCGAAUAACAGAACGAACUUGGAAGGUCGACGUACAUCAACCUGGAAUCAAACGCCCAACCUUACAACUGAGAGGUGGCUGACUUUACCACAGAGCUACAUCCACUUCAAAUUGAACAUUGGCUGUAGGAAAAGUAAAUGAAGGAAGUUUCUUUAGGAUGCAAUCAGUUGUGUAGUCUGACCGAUACCUCUUUGUAAUCUCAAUAAAUUAAUUGUAAUCCCUUGUCUGGGGAUGAUUCAGGGGAUUUCUUAUCUUUAUUAAAAACGCAGCAAAAACUUGAAUAGGUUAGUAAAAAAUACUUACGCAGUUGAUUAUUCAUUAUUAGAAGUAGCACUGAUUGGGGUUUUAGCUGGUCUGAAAAAAAGAAAAACAUGUUACUUCAAGGAACUAAAUACGGCCACCUCAUUUGCACUACACAUGAUUUGGUUCCUUAAACUAGCAGAAGUACAUCAGCACCUUAAUGUGAGCUGAGACUCUCCAGAAACCAUCAAGAAAGAUGGAAAAUUGAAUUGCACACCUAUCCAAGCACAAACAUGUUUUUUCUCUGAGAUAUAAUGGUCUUAACUUUAUUUCUGCGGUCUUUUGCGACAGGACUGAGGCCAGGAACAAGAAGUACCAAGAGUACAGGAAGCUGUUGUUGCUGCUGGCCAAAGUACCACAGACAGGUCAGUAUGAUUCAGAGGUCAGGCAACCAAACCCCUGACCUCACUAAGGUUUACGUAUCUUUGAAGGAGGGAAACAGACGAAAUUAGCUGGAGGAGACCAAAAUAUCCUGAGGCUCAGUUUUAGAGCAACAGGGAGGUUAUUCAAGCGCCCCUUGCACAGGUUUUAUUUUCUCUCCUGUUCAAUAAGUCCUAAUUGUAGUUACGUACUGUCACUGUGGUUGUACUAUUAUGUCGUCCACAUGGUUGUCCAGCUGUCUGUUUUGCCCAGACACUCUGUUCCUACUUCAUAUCAAACAGGACAGUCCUCUCAUUUUGGACAGAAAUCAAUUUUCAGCUAUUCAUAUUUGUGAUUUUUUUUUUUUUUAGUCAUUGUUUGUUUUUUUUUUAUAUUUCUGCACGGCCACUCAGGUCUAAAUCCCUCUAUUUUCAUUUCACACCACAGUAAGUGUCUGUCUAUUGUUGCCCAGAGUAAAGGUACAGAGAAGUCAUCACUGUAAGUCAGGUGGACUGUAGCUCUGCUGUUAUGUAACCUGUUACUUUAUCUCCAUCUGUACACCUAUUGUACGCUUAGUACGGACAGAUGUGUGGUAUAAAUUGAUUACCGUUAAUUGUGUCCCUCCCCUGCGUAAUCAGCUUAUGUGUCUGAGACCAGUCAGGUGUGGUCCCGGGCUGUAUGUGCUUAGACGUGAUCUAAAGUACAUUACGCUAUGAAAGACCUUUUAUUAAGGUGAAUUGGGUUUCAAUUUGUGUAAUCCAGCAGAUGAUCCUAUGUAUGACCAUGGAGCUGAAAGAGAAAAGCCCAGAGAGCGCAGUGAUUUACUUCAGCCAUAGUAGUGAGAAGAUGCUUUUAGCUGAAUUUAAUAAUGAUACAGUUGAUUUCUGUUAAGAUCUUAAAUAAUGGUCAGUCAAUCAAUCAAUCAAGCUUUAUUUAUAUAGCACUUUUUACACAAGUCGAAUUAACUUUACAAUCAAAAGUGCUUUACAGUGAUUGGAAACAAAACAGUUCAGAGUGGGAAUACAAAUAAAAUCAGUGACAGAAAAUGUAAAAAAAAAACAGGAUAGGUAGAGACUAAUGCACACCAAAGCUGUAAAAUAUGUGUAAUUAAACCAUUAAAUUAUAUUAAAAAAAUGUUAAAAUUAUUGAAAGAAAAACAUUGAAUAUACAAUGUAAAAUUAUUGAAAGAUAAUUAGUCAAAUAAAUAUAUAAAUAAAAACACUAAGCUAGCUAUAAAAACUAGUAAUUAGAUACUAAAAUACAAUAGUUUAGAAUAAACCAAUGAAAUAAUAUUAAAAUCUCUAUAAAACUCCCACAAACUAAAACUUGUAAAACCUUUACAAAAAAAAGCCAGACUGAACGGGUACGUCUUUAGUUUAGUUUAAAAGUCUCAAUAUUUGCAGCUUCCUCCAGAUUGGUAUAGCACUGUACUGGCUGUACUGAAUCAUGUCCCUUAUGUUCAGAAGCUGUAAGCCUUUGUUGCAGGCAGCCUGAGUCCAACCUUAAGCCCUUUGCAGCACGCGAUCCCCCUCUUUAUCUGCCCAAUUUCCCUCUCUAUCAAUUAGUCCUAUUUCCAAAUAAAGACAAAAAAUUCCCAAAAUAAAAUCAACAAAGGCUGUUUUACCGAAGACAGUGAGUUCCAGGAAUGGCAGACAGGACGUGUCAACACAUACAGUCGCUGACAGUUACAGGAAUCAGUAGGGAAUAUAGAAAAUAUGUUCCAUGUAAUAUGGCCUGUUAAAGACAGAUAUACCAAUCCUCUGGUCAUUUGUUUAAAAAAAAAAAAAGGGCAGACCUACUAUAAUCGAGACAAAAAUAUGUGCAGAAACCAGAACCACUGCAGUCUAUGAUUUCACAGGACAAUGAGGAUUUGUGCGUAUAAAAACCCUAACAGUGGUGCUCUUUAGAUAAAAAGGUUCUUUAAAUAAGUUUCAAAACACAAUUUCACCCAAUUUUAACAUUUAAAGCAGCUUGUAGGUUGUUUAUUUCUGCAUCUAAGGAAGAAAUCAAAGAGGUUAAUUAUUAAAGUAAAUUGUAAGUAGAGUAGGGCCCAAUACAGACCCUUGUGGGAUACCGUUUAGACUUUUAAAACCAGAUUUAGGUUAAAACAAGGAAAAUGGAACCAAAAAUAGGGAAAAUAACAGAUGUUGCUUGUAAUUGCUUGCUUUCAAUUUUAAUCACAGGGUUUUUUUUGUUUUGCUGUUCUGAUGCUUUUUGCCAAAUUCAGCAUACACUGAUAGUUUUGAGGCGAUGAACUGAUUAUUUACUUUAUUAAAGCGGCCUUACAUUUAGUUUAUGUGACCACUCUUGAAGACUUAACCUGCUCUGACACUCUGUCUCUCAUCUCUCCAGGUAAUUUUGACCUCCAGCAGGUGAAAGAAUCCACUUAUUUCUUCAGCUGAGACGCUCAUGAGGGGAAACCAGUGGAGGGAGAUGAGUGGAAUUGACAGAGUGCAGCAGGGAGACUGCAAGCCCUGGGGUUUCAACUGGCUUUGUCUCCCUCAGACAUCGGUACAUUGAUCCAGCCGCACCCUGCCUGUCUCCUGGUCUGCAGGCUGGCUGGAGCUGCUGGAGCGACUAGAGGCGCUCGCACAGAGUGAAGCUGCCUGAUUAACUGACUAGUGGGCUGAUUGGAGGAAGGGUGAAGGAGGCAAAAGAUGAAGGAAUCAACCCCGGGGGAGGGAUGUUGAGAGCUCAAUCAGUGAAAGUAGGCUGUAGCUUUUCUAAAGGAUACCUUGACCAUAUCAAGGUACAUGUGUGAGUGUCGACACAUGAGCCAUAGCUACUGACUGAAACUUGGAAGUGUUUCUGUUUCAUUCUUGCGCUGUAAAUAUUCUGCUGUACACUGGACAGAGCUAAAACUCCAACUGAAACGUCUUGUUGAUUGUGUGUCUGAGUGAGAGUGUGCAUGAGUGAGAGUAAGUAUAUUUUUAUAAUGUGUAGACUUCCAUCGAGCCUCUGUCACUGCCUCACCUGAUUACUGAUCAUAUUAAUCAACAGAUUACGUGGUCCCCUCCCUUACCAUCUUCAAUCACUUCAUUUUCUUUUUUUCUGAAGGAGUUCAAGGAAGGGGCUUUUAAAUGAUUUCACAAAUGAUGUGCUGUACUGUAACUGGAGAUGUGGGACUGUAAGACAAAGAGAAACAUGAAGCAAACAGCCAAGGGCUUCUUUACAUGCAUUGUGAGAUGGAGUACUCUUGAUUUUUACCUUUGGAGAGUGACUAAGCACUUGAAAAUAACCCUAAAAUAAAUCUGUUUCUUAAAAUGUCUCCUUGUUUCUUCAGUGGCUCACAGAAAUAGCUCGUACUCUGGGUAUUCUUAAAUAGGAUGAAUGAAACAGCCUGUUAUUUAAUCGUAUUCCUGUUUCAACUGUAUUGUGUAUCUUGAGAUGAAGGCCUCCUUUUGAAAGCACCACAAAGGGUUUGUAGACUUUUCAGAUCUUAUUUUUUUUCUAGGCCAGUGCUGAAUCUAGAAUUAAAAAUAGAAGUGUUAUCUUAUCAUUGCUGGAAACGUUACAGCAGAUUCAGACAAAAGGUGCUGUUGAUGUUCAAAGGCAAAUAGUCUCAGCCAAACAAAGCUGGCUGAGUGGAAAUCUAAUGAAAUGGAAAUUAUCUUCCACGGGGUAUAAAUGCUGCGCUGAUUGGAGUGUUGGGUUUGAAAUGAUUUGAAUGGUAGAUGGAGUCUUUCUAUAUAGAGCUUUCCCUAGUUUUCUGAUCAUUCAAAGUGCUUUUACAGUACAUGUGACAUUCACCCAUUCACUUUCUGGUAGAUGGUAGUGGUUACUAUAGAAAUCUGCCAUCAGUUUGAACUCACUCUGAUCACACCAUUGGGCGCAGCCAGCAGGGGGAGUUGCCAAAGGAUACUGUGGACUCUGGGAUUAAACUCCGAACCUUUCAACUGAGAGACAACCACUAAACCACAGAGAUAAAACAUCGACUUGAAGAUGUUCUUUCCCACUGAGCAUUUUUUGGUCUAAAAGAGGUGUAAUAGACGUCUAAAUGUAGCCUAGACAACUGGUCUAAAAUCAAGGUACUACAGGUCUGAAAAUGAGAUGUCUAAAUUUAGACCAAGUUUAGACAAAAUCUAAAUUUGGGCUAUAUCUAUACUACACUGUUUAUUGCUCAACAGCUAUCAUAAUUAUUUUGGUUAAGGACCUAGAGAUCAGUUAUUCAACUCACAGUUGCUUUUUGAAAUAAAUAGUUAACGAAUAUUGUGUUACAGUGCAACGUCUAAAUCUAGACGAUUGAAAAUUAAGUCUUAAAAAAACGUCAUCUAAUAGCCGUCUAAUGCUCAGUGGGUUGUAUUUCUGAUUUGAAUGACAUCUGACAUUUAUUGGUGUUGUCAUUCACAAACGAUUCAUUGAAAAGAACUGAAUCUUUUAAGUGAACGUACUGAACUGAAUCACUUCCUCAAGUGAUUCGUUCGUUUCUCACUUGAGCUGACGCCUGAAUCACUUGGUGAACGAAUCACGCAUUGAACUACACUCUCUGGAAACAUUUUUGUCGUACAAAACUACCUUUUUAUUUUUCACUGCUUAAUUGCCACCACAACAACUUUCAUACAAUAGGAAACAGCAUGUAACAAGUAGCGUAUUAAACCCACAGCAUCCUUUCAUUGCAGAGGUUUGCGAGAGAACGGUGCAUGUUCAGUGUGAAUUCUUCUAAACAUUAGUGAACAAAUCACUCACUGAGCCCAAUUUACCGAGCAGGCCUGAUAAAUAGCAUACCAUUGUACAGUACACUUAAAACAUCAUGACUUAUAAACAAGUUCAUUUUUACAAACCUGUUUGUCAAAGCAACACAACCAAACACUCUCGUCUCCCGGUCCCAGAAGCUAUGAUCUGAACUGAAUCCUGAACUGUUCAGCUGUGUAUCAGUUCAGGAGGUCGGAGUCGCAGGCUUCUCCUGCUAAAUGAUUCAGUGAUUUGGUGAACAAAUCUUUUUAGUGAACUGAUUCUAGUGAUUCAAUACAUCUAAAAGAACUGCUGUGCCCGUCACAAACGUUUAUGAGAUGCGACCUGUAACAUCAGUUAGUUUGGUUCUGCUUUUAGAAGUGUAAAGGUCUUCGCAUUCAUAUUGAACCAUUUUGGUACAGGGCACAUGCACACUGAACUGACACAUGCGAGUCAGGGUUUGACUGCAUAAGGAAAAUUUGCACUCAUAAAUUUUUUCUACUCAAUCAGAUCUUCUAAUUCCAGCAACUUAAUCAUACAUAUAAAGCGCAGUUGUGUGCAGGCUUUUCUUGAGUUAACUUCAUAUCUGCCUCAUUUAGUCACUAAGGCAGCUAUUAAGUUGGUAAUUGUGCCGAAGGUGCACACUAGCAUGCCUUUACAAGAAGAUCACACCGGAUUUGUUAGCAGUUCAGCUCCUUCUUGUUCAGCCUGUUAUUGUUUAGCUCGGUUAAUGAGCCAGUUCAAACAGUCUAUUACUCUGUACCUGCAGCCAUCUAAGUGAUAAAGCAAACAAGGCCAAGGUCUCUCAGCAAGACUCAGCCAAGCGUGAGCCUCUCCUCUCCUCUCCUCAUCUUUUAGUGCAGAUGACACCGGCAGAGCUCUCUCGUUUUAAGUGCUCCAGGAUCUCACAUACUUUACACAUAUUAUAUUUCACAACUUAGCUUUUGACAAAUGGCAGAUAAAAAGUAUAACACGGAAGAACGGAGGAACGGUUGACUGGACCGAUGAAUGACGAAGUGUCUCAAUCAAUAGCUGUGAUUUACGUCAGAAGUACAGUGAGCCGGCAAGGAAAAGGUUUUAAAUGCUUCAACACCACACAUGAGCAUUUGACACCUUCUUUCUGACAUGGCUUAUAUGUUUAUUUUUUUUAUCUAUUAUUUUUUUGCAUAAAGUAUCAUUUUCUCAGGCUGAGGGAGCAAACAGGAUAUUGAACAGGGCCUUAAUGGGCCUUGAUGUCUCAGUUUCUCUGGGGUGUUUCAUAGGAUGUCUGCUGUUAUAUCUUAUACAUUACCAGUCCAACCUGCAGUAAUGGAAGACGGUUUGUUGAAGGAAACACAAGGAUAGCAUCCAUUACAGGGCCUCUCCAGAGAUUACCAUGUCUAAUUGAUAAUGAUGAUGAUUCUGUGUCAGGGAAAUGUAAAGUGCAAAGACGAUGGAAAAAGGCACAACUUUUGAAUUUGAUUGAACAAUUGCUGAGAUAUCUACUGAAAUAAGUCAGUUUUUCUGCCUGACUGAGUGAUGAUCCACAAAGAGAUGUUUUGAAAGUUGUUCAAUGUGCCUGCCAUCAGGUUAUGAAAUUAUGAAAAGAAAUAAAUAUUUCACAUUUUGUUAAAAGUUAUACAGCAUGCUUUACUUUUUAAGUUACAACUCUGCAUCUGCAGAAAGAAGUGUAACAUCCAGCUUUAAGUGAGCUCUUUCCUUCAACCACAGAGUCUUUCGAACUUGAACACUAUGGACGUGUUGGUCAAUAUCAGCAAGACAUGCCAGAGCUGGAAGUCACUCUUUGAUAGCCUCACCACUCACUCCUACUGAGAGCACUUUGAUCUCCAUGCCAGGCUCCCGGGCUCUCCUGGCCUAUCAGCGGUCCCAUGGUGUCAUGAGUAGCCAGCACUCAGCAGCACGAACAGGGGAGCGGAAUGUACAGACAGUGAUGGGGGGAACUGACGGAGUAACAGAGUCCUGAUUUAAUCUGUAAUGAGUUGGCAAGAUGACUUUGUUUAGUCUGACUCAUGAACUGUGUUGAGUUCCUCAAAAUGAACAAAAAGGUAUAAACAUAUUCCCCUAGGAGUUGUCCUAAAAACUAAAGGCUGAUAGUGUUGAAUCCACAAAGACUUUUUAUUAUCUGUGUUGAAAUCUUUGGAUGGCAAGAUUUUCCAGUUUCCCCCCUCUUUUGACAAUCUCAACCAACUGUGCAGGGGAACUGGCCACAAGAGCAGCAACUUCAAUCAGUGGGACCUUUUCAGCUGUAAUGGCUCUCCAAAAAAUCAAGGGUGUCUUUUAGAAUCGUUUUUUCCUCAAAAAUACCAAGAAAUACAAGAAAAAGUUUGUCAUUUCUUGCAACCCUUUAAGGAGACCUAUAACCCUCACUUGCAGAGAGCGUCCAAAGGUCCUUACAUACCGGGAGCGUUUUUUCGUGUGAUUAUUUCAGACGUCAUUAUUUUUUUUUGAACCUGUAUCUAAAAGUGGAUUUUAGGAGGAACAAGCCCCUGCCCACUCCUGUCCGCAUCAGUGGGACAGAUGUGGAUUUGGUGGACACCUACAAGUACCUGGGUGUUACACUGGACAAUAAACUGGACUGGUCCGCAAACACAGAGGCGGUGUACAAGAAGGGCCUGAGCCGGCUCUACUUCCUGAGGAGGCUCAGGUCCUUUAACAUCUGCAACAAGAUGCUGCAGAUGUUCUAUCAGUCUGUUGUGGCGAGCACAAUCUUCUUUGCUGCGGUGUCCUGGGGCGCGUGCAUCAAGG
Molecule: messenger RNA, 56842 nt
Organism: Xyrichtys novacula (pearly razorfish)
Lineage: Eukaryota; Metazoa; Chordata; Actinopteri; Labriformes; Labridae
Source: the annotation of a GenBank genome assembly